This is a messenger RNA of Nematostella vectensis (starlet sea anemone), 62291 nucleotides long. RefSeq lists its product as uncharacterized. The record is from RefSeq and is a predicted model, not a curated record. The transcript is spliced from 404 exons. Gene Ontology annotation, cellular component: extracellular region. Lineage: Eukaryota; Metazoa; Cnidaria; Anthozoa; Actiniaria; Edwardsiidae. Bases 93 to 61904 code for a protein of 20603 amino acids. Gene Ontology annotation, biological process: multicellular organism development; cell differentiation. Gene Ontology annotation, molecular function: protein binding; serine-type endopeptidase inhibitor activity.
AAAAUCGACCUUGUCUGGUGAGGCAUUCAGUUCAAAGAAGAACUCUUCUGAAAGAAUGCAUCGCUGAAACGAUCCCGACUUGUGGUGUAAAUAUGGCAGUUAGAGAACUUCUUCUCCUUUGGGGAAUUUUCCAUGUAGGAGAAGGUAUAUUCUUUGACCCGCCAGGUGUAAAUGAGGACAACAAAAAACCCGGCCGUUGUGUGUGGUGGGCGGGGCUAAGUUGUAGUGAUCCAGGUGCGGAUUGUAACAGCGACGCCGACUGCCGCGGGGAUUUAAAGUGUUGUAUAUAUAGCUGUGGCAAGUACUACUGCGCAGCAUCGGUACCCAGUCUAAACGACCCCUGUGAAAGAUACAAAUGUAGAUAUCAGGGCGAAGUAUGCGUGACCGACUCGAGAAAUGUCCCGCGCUGUGUGUGUCCGCCCGGAUGUCCACCGGCCGAGGUGUCUCAGCGAGUCUGCGCCUCGGACGGCCUCACCUACCCGAGUGUGUGCGAGAUGCACCGAACCGCAUGUAGCCUUGGCAUAAGCAUCCAGGCGAAAUAUCGUGGGUCCUGCCGAAUCGACGGGGGAGUUUCUCCGAGCCUCUCUAAAAGUAAGAAUCACCGGGAUAUCCAAACAUUGGAAGCCGGAAAACCAGGAUUGCUUACGUGCCUAUUCGACGGUUCACCUCGAUCUAUAGUAUGGAGCAAAGACGAUUCUCCUAGCCUUCCAUCGCACAUGACCGCAAACGGAAAUACGCUGACUAUCUCCAGCGUGCAGGCUCAAGAUCAGGGCUCUUACGAGUGCAUGGCUACUGACGAGUUCAACUCCGUGGCAGCCAAAGUCUCCCUUAGGAUUCUGGGCUCCACUCCAGCUCCUACCACAGGAAUACCGGUACUUGGCCGUGGCCUCCCUGCAAGAUGCUUACUGCGCAGUCGCACGGGUAGCUGUUCAAGAUUCACCGUCCGAUGGUUUUACGACACGAACCGAGGCAAAUGUGCUCCAUUUGUGUACACUGGCUGUGGGGGAAACGAGAACAAUUUCAUGAAUGAACAAAAGUGUCUGGAAACAUGCAGAGAAAAAGCAACAGACAACAGAAUAUGCCCGAAGGUGACUCCACCCGAUAGAUGCCCUUCUGGUGCAUCAGACCAGUGUGCCAGCGAUAGCGACUGUCAAACGGGCCUCAAGUGCUGCUCAAGUGGCUGCAUUCUCACGUGCACCCAGCCCGUGCUUCCUGCCAAGCCCGGCACGUGCCCGCCUGUCAAUGAUGACAUCAGAUGUAACGGCGACCCUCCACAUGAGUGCAGCUCUGAUCACGACUGUCAAGGCGACCUCAAGUGCUGUAUGUGGGGCUGCUAUCGAACUUGCGUCAAUCCAGAUGGACGAGGAAUACGGUGCAAAUCGAUAGUGGACCUGGCGUUUCUGCUCGACUCGUCUGGCAGCAUCCGAAGACGUCACUGGUCUGUCAUGCUGAACUUUUUCAAGAAGGUCGUAGAUGCGAUAGGCGUGUCUGAGUCCGGUAGUCACGUGGCUUCUAUCUCCUACUCUACCGGGGCUGUGGUCGACUUCAAGUUCAACACGCUCAAGGGGAAGGAUCUGAAUCCUACAGGCAUCAAGAAGCUGAUCAGCACUAUUCGUCACCAGAGGGGAUUCACGUUUAUUGAUAAGUCGCUGAAGCUCGCUGACACUCAGGUGUUCACUACAGACGCGGGCAUGAGGGACUCUGUCAAAAAGAUCGCUUUCCUUCUGACUGAUGGCCACCAAACCACCAGCAGAGGGCCCUUCACCCCGCUUGCUGAGGCGUCCAAGUCACUGAAGGACAAGGGUGUGGAAGUGUGGUCCAUCGGAAUUGGGAGAUCAUUCGACAUGCAGGAGCUUCGAGACAUCGCGUCCACACCAGAAAAUGUACUCACUGUGAAGAGCUUCAGCGAUCUCGACAGUAUAUACAUGAAACUAGAGAAAGCAAUCUGCGAAGAACCCAAACUGACCAAGUGUCAGACGGAGUAUCGUGACGCCCUCAAAACUCCAGGUGCUAUCGCCCCACGGUGUAGAUACGACGGUAGCUAUGACAGCGUGCAGUGCCAGGGCCGAGUUUGCUACUGUGUGGAUAGCAACGGAAAGGAAAUACGCAACACUCGCGCUCGCGUUGAGUCGGGGCGACCACAAUGCACUGCGGCAGCCAACACUCUGACAGCCUGUCAGAAGGCUUACAAGUUCGCUGUCGAGAAAAACGUCAUCGGAGGAUAUAUCCCGAGAUGCAAAGCAGAUGGGCGUUACGAGGAAGUGCAGUGUGAGGGAAGGACUCAUUCCUGCUGGUGCGUGGACAACCAGGGACGCGAAAUUAUAGGGACAAGAACGCAAGGAACAUUAGUGUGCCCUCAUCCAGACGAAAAACAAACACCAUGCCAAAAGCGUUACAUCAGUCUGUCACGCAACCCCGUACUUGGGCAGUACAUCCCAUGGUGCAAUGCGCGUGGAGAGUUCGAAUGGAUGCAGUGUUAUGGGUCUUACUGCUUCUGCGUGGAUCGUGACGGGAACGAGCUACGAGGAACGCGAUUGGACAAUAACGCUGGUAGACCAGCAUGCACGGCGCGAGGCGGUGUCUUGACUCCGUGUCAGCGGCGUUACCAAGAAGCCACCUCGUCUCCAGUCCCAGGGUCCUUUGCGCCCAGGUGUCGCGCGGAUGGUAGUUUUGAGGAGGUACAAUGUCACAAGUCUCAGGGCUACUGCUGGUGCGUGGACCAGUUCGGCAACGAGAUUCCGCGCACGCGCAGCAUCAAGCCAGUCCGCUGCCCAAGUCUCGGCGGGGCCGUACCCACGUGCUGGCAGCAGUACCAGAGCGCCCUCAGGAACUACGUGCCAGGACGCUUCGUACCCUGGUGCAACUACAACGGCAACUUCCGCGAGGUGCAGUGCCACGGCAGCUUCUGCUUCUGCGUCAACAGGGACGGACAGGAGAUCCAGGGCACCAGGACCUACUCCUACACAGGGUUACCGCGAUGUACUCAUACAGGUGGUAGCCUGACCCGCUGUCAGCAAAAGUACUGGGAAGCAGUGUCCAACCCCCGGCCCGAACAGCACGUCCCUCGAUGCACAAACCUCGGCUCGUACGAACCCCUGCAAUGCAGCGCGUCCUCGCACGAGUGCUGGUGUGUGGGCGGCAAUGGAGUGGAGAUGCCGAACACCAGGUCGAACAACACCGUGGUCUGCCCACCAAGACGAAUUGACGGCCCUAAACUGGACAUUGGUUUCGUUGUCGACUCUUCAUCUGCGGUGGACUGGGCCCAAGUACAAGCAUUCUCCAAGUGGUUUAUCAGCCAGUCAGCAGUGACCGAUCAAGGUGUUCAUUUCGGCUUUAUCUCCUACGCCUCAGCCGCUAGUAUAGGGUUUAGCUUCGACGCAGACACGGGUGCGAGGUAUACCGCUGAUUCAGUCAGCAGGCUCGUAGACGGUGUAACACAGCUUGGUGGAGAUGGCCGUCGCUUGGAUUUAGGACUUGAACUAGCGUACAACAAUCUUUUUACGUUAGCGAAUGGCGCGCGGCGAGAUGCAAAGAAGGUUCUCAUCGUGGUCAUCGGAGGAGCGGCCGAAAACCAGCACCAAGCAAACAUGAUAAACGCAGCCAAACAGCUUCGAUCUAUCGGGGUCAAGAUUUACGUCAUCACAAUCGCAACAUCGCCGCAGCGCGAAUACUUUGAGCUUGGCGACCAGGUUUUCUCGGCCCAGACCUACCCGUCUCUAGAUCGGCUCAGGUCAAGUGUCUUCCAAGCCAUCAAGCCAGGGAGCCUGUCGCCAUGCCAGGCACGCUAUCUCCAAGCCAUUCGGCAGUACACACCAGGAGCCUUCAUUCCGAGGUGCCGUCCCGCGGGCGACUACCAGUUCAUGCAGUGUUACAGAGAGCACUGUUACUGUGUCAAUCAGGACGGCGUCGAGGUUCGGGGCACACGGCUGCACUCCAGAUUCGGGCAGCCGCACUGCAAGCAUCUCGACCCUAACGCCGAUUGCGAGGACCGAUGUGGACCGGGAAGCUCAAAUCUCCGUCCUAUUCUCAGUCCGUGCCAGCGUCGCCGCCUACUGGGUACGGCCCUUGGGCGUGGUAAUGUGGAGGGGUACAUCCCCCACUGUAAGUCGGACGGUCGGUAUGAGGAGGUUCAAUGUCAUACUGGAACUAAGUACUGCUGGUGCGUAGACGAGAAGGGCGUGGAGGUCUGGGGAACUCGCACCAGGACCUUUAUCAGAUGCGCAGCUUUCGACCGUGAGAUGACAAAGUGUCAGAAGCAUUACCAAGAGAUUAUGCGCCAGGCCUCCCCGAGCACAUACGCCCCCCACUGUACCCCAGAAGGGAAGUACCGGUCUAUGCAGUGCUGGAAUUCCGAGUGCUUCUGUGUGGACGCGGAAGGUUUGCGUCUUGACUGGACGGUCGUCAGCAUUUCCGAGGGACUUCCCGACUGCUCGCAGUAUCCACCCAAGCAACGACCCCUUGACCUUGGUAUUCUGGUCGACACAGCAGGGAGGAUAACAGCAGAACAGUGGCAAAGUGUCAUUGCUUACAUACAAACCAUUGUACGGGGUUUCUCCAUUUCUGAUGACGGGGCUAGAGUGGCACUUGUCCCUUUCAGUACCACACCCAGAACCACCCUGGCCUUUAACACACUAAGUGUAUGGAAUGAACCAGAGGUUAACAAGUAUGUCAGCUGGCUGAAGUUAUUCAAGGGAGUGCGUCGGGUAGACUUGGCCCUACGCCAUGCGGAUGAGAAGCUCUUCCAGCCCGAGGGAGGGAUGCGUCCAAAUUCUCGAAAGGUUAUUUUAGCAAUUAUGUUGAGCCAGGAUGGAAAGACUACUGUGCCAGUACCAAUGCUUUCCAAAAAACUACAGAACCGUGGGAUAAGUGUAUAUGUGGUCGCCAUAACUGGCAGUACACCUGACAUGGUUCUUAAAGGCCUUGCCUCCAAGCCUGAGCACAUUUAUAGAACUAGUCUGUCUGGCAUUAUGAAGACAUCCGAACCUGUUAUCAAGUCCAUCAGACAGAGUCUUGGGCCUCCCCUUGACAUUGGCUUUGUAGUGGAAUCUUCUAAUUCUGUUGAUUGGCCCAGAACACUACAAUUCACGAAAGAGUUUCUAGACAAAUUCCACAUUUCUCAUGAUGGUGACCACGUUGGAUUAAUUUCCUUUGCAUCUUCGCCUGCUAUGGGAUUUGCCUUCAAUGCUCUUAGCGGCAUCCAGUACACUGUUGAAGGAAUCAGGGGACUGAUAAGUGGCGUGGCCCAGCAGGGGGGAUCAGCCAGGAGAGUGGAUCUAGCUCUACAGAUGGCACAGCAGGAGCUGUUUACUAGCGCCGGUGGUGGAAGGGACUCUGCUGGGAAGGUUCUUAUACUGAUUACCAGUGGACCAUGGCCAGAACAGUACAAAUCCCAGUGGCUAGACACAUUCAUUAAGUUGGAGGCACUUGGCAUUGCUAUAUACCCUGUAACCAUUAGUGCAGAGAAGGUAUCAGCUCCCAAAGGUCUCCCCAAGCAAGAGAAUAGGUUCUUCAGGGCUUCUGGGUUCAACAAGUUGGCUAGACUUGUCCCAAGACUUGUCCAUCAAAUCAGAGAAAAACCUGUGAUCCGUAUCUGCCAAAGAGAACACCAGGAGAGGGUUGGGUCUAAUGGGAACCAGGUAUUUGCCGCCAAGUGCAAGUCAUCCGGAGCCUACGAGGAGAUCCAGUGCGAGGCGGCAACACAUCAGUGCUGGUGCGCAGAUGCUAAGGGAAACGAGAUCCCCGGCACACGGACAAACGGACCUAUCAGAUGCUCACAAUACGGAGCCAACCUUACUCACUGCCAGAGACACUACCAGGAAAAGACUAGGAACUGGUUCCUGGCCACGCGUCACGUCCCAUGGUGCCGCAAGGACGGCUCGUAUGACCCUCGCCAGUGCUACAAGACGGACUGUUUCUGCGUCAACGAAUAUGGAGUGUACAUGAGUGCAUCACGUGUUGACAUAUCAAAGGGGAACGCUGUUUGCGGGAAAUCAGGCUCCACUAAAUGUACAAGGCAGAGAUCAAGUGCCAUUGAGGCGCAGCGGCCCGGAGCCUUUGUGCCGCAGUGCAAGGCUGAUGGGAAUUUCCAAGAGAAGCAAUGCCACGGAUCGUACUGCUUCUGCGUCAACAGAGACGGCAGGAUGCUCACUGGCAGCCGUGUGGCUAUUGGCAGACAGGAGCCCGACUGUGAAAGCCAUGAUAAAAUGUCUACCAAAUGCCACCUUCAUGUUCAGCGCGCGCUGAUUGCCGGGACGGGUCACGUGCCUAGAUGUACACCCGAGGGAGGUUAUGAGCCUGCGCAGUGUGAUCCUGCGAGUCACGAGUGCUGGUGUGUGGACGAACAUGGCACGGAGGUCAGCGGUACUAGGUCCACCGACCUCGUCACAUGCAAGGAAUUUGGCGACACCCUGACCACGUGUCAGCGGCAGUAUCAGGAGUACUGGAGGGAGAGUGUGCCAGGACGGUACGUCCCCCACUGUAGGAAGGACGGCAGCUUCAACCCCGUGCAGCACUAUGCAGGCACCUCUUUCUGCGUUGACCAGUACGGCUUACCCAGGAAAGGACUCGAGGUCAACACCCUACUGGACGGCUCAGCACUCUGCAUAGAUAUUGUUAAAGAGCCUACUCCUUGCCAGCGCGCAAAGGGUGAAGCUCUUCUCAGUCCCGAGACCAAGCGAGUACCCAACUGUCGCCCGGAUGGCUCGUACAGCCGCGUGCAGUGCGACAAGUCGACAGGGGAGUGCUGGUGCUCCAGUGAGGAUGGUAGUGAGACCCCGGGCACGAGAACUAGUGGUACCUUACGAUGUCCAGCAAAUGAUUCUCAUACACCGUGCGAAAAGAGGUUCCUCGCCGCUCAACUGCCAUCUCUAGCGCCAUGGAAUCUUAUCCCAGUCUGCCGGGAUGACGGGACCUAUCGCGAUGUGCAGUGUAGCCCCCACUGGGGAGAGUGCUGGUGUACCGACAUCAACGGAAACACACGACCAGAAACUGUCACGAGGGGGAUCCCUGACUGUCCUAAAAUCAAAGAGUUCUCCGCGUGCCAGAAGCACCGUCACCGCGUGCAAGGCAUGACAGGGCAAGCUCCGGUCGGCGCCUACGUGCCUAGGUGUGCGGACGACGGCAGCUACGAGACCGUCCAGUGUCAUGACGGCACUCGGUACUGCUGGUGCGUGGACGAGGACGGCAAGGAAAGACCCGGCACAAGGCAAACUGGACAACCCAACUGUGAUCCAGGAGUUCCUCCAUCCCUCCCACCUCAACUACCUACUCCAGUGCCCGUGACACCCUGUCGAGCCCAAGUCGAGCAAGCGCUCAAGACCCCAGCCUCGCUGGACAGGUUUGUCCCCCGUUGCACCCUAGAUGGCGCUUAUGAAGACGUCCAGUGUCAAGAGAGUACAGGGGAAUGUUGGUGUGUUGACGCUCAGGGCUCGGAACUGGACGGUACCAGAUCUACGGAGUUGGUCACAUGUCACAAGCACAGAGACAGAGUGACGGAUUGUCAACGCGAAUACCAGCUGUCUGAGCGAAACAGGUUCUCGUUGGGUCGGUUCGUGCCGCGAUGCACAUCUGAAGGCCACUACGAGCGUGUUCAAUGCCAAGAGGCUGAAUGCUACUGUGUAAACAGCGGCGGCCACGAGAUCCAAGGGACCCGGACAGUGCUUCCACAGAGACCUAACUGCACUGAUGCAGAGACGGCACCGACAGUGUGUCAAUACAAACACCAAGUGUCAUCAGUGAACGCAGCGCCGGGCGUAUUUGUGCCUCAGUGCAGACCAGACGGCGGGUAUGACGUCGUGCAGUGCCGAGGUGCGGUCUGCUACUGCGUGGACAAGAGAGGAAUCGAGAUACAGGGAACAAGACUACCUAUUGCAGACGGAAGGCCUAAGUGCGAUAGACCAGGAGACGUGUUGACCCUGUGCCAGCGGCUUUACCAGGAGUACUGGCGUAACCCCAUCCAAGGUCGAUAUGUGCCUAGGUGUGAUGCUAACGGCGAAUUCGAGAACGUCCAGUGCCAUGGUCCCUGCUGCUUCUGCGUGGACGAGAAUGGCCAGGAAAUCCGUGGCACUAAGGUGCUACAAACCUUACUCCCUACGGCAAUGGCGAGGCUGUGUCAGCAGAAAGAUAAGCCCCUGACGUUGUGCGAGAGGAAGCUGCGUGAGUAUCUUCUCAGUCCCCCUCGCCGUGGCAUGUACAAGCCUGAUUGUGUGGACGGUCAAUUCUUCCCGGUGCAAUGCGAGCCAACAGGCGAUACGUGCUGGUGCGUUGACAGCCAGGGCAAGGAGAAACCAGGCACACGGAAAGAAGGGUCUAAGAUUACUUGUCCUAAAGACGACUCACUGCCUUUGGCGUUGAACUGUCGGGAGCUGCUCGUGUAUGACGCUGGCUACUUCUCUGUGUUCAUCAACAAGUGUAACCAGGAUGACACCUAUGCACGUGUUCAGUGCGAUUAUAUCAAUGGCUACUGCUGGUGCACUAAUCCCAUGGGCCGUGGACAGAGAUGGACAUCUGCGCGAGGACAACCGAACUGCACUUCUAUAGCUCUCCCCACCAAGUGUCAAAGGCACCAGAUGCGCCUGCGCGGGUUCACUGGCGUCGCACCUACAAGCCAGUACCUUCCGCAGUGCCGAUCUGACGGGAGCUAUAACCCUGUGCAGUGUGACGGGUCCACGCCUACCUGUUGGUGCGUGGACCAGAACGGAUACGAGAUCAUUGGGUCGAAGGAAUUCGGUCAACCAACCUGCAAGGAUCACCCCCCAGUAGUCGGCGGUGUGAUCAAAAGACUACUGGACUGUCACGAGGCCCGUCAGAGAAUCCUCGGUCCCUCAGGAAUACCCCCUCCGGGAGCUUAUGUCCCGAAGUGCAAGCACGACGGCACGUACAGACAAGUCCAGUGCCACUCCUCCACCGGCUACUGCUGGUGCGUCAAUAAUUUUGGGCAGGAACAGCCAGGGACUCGAAAAAGAGGACCGCCCGAGUGCGUCCAACCUGUGUCUCCGAGUGUUUGCCAGCAGGACCGAAUGCAGGCGCUCGCGUGGUCCGGUCGCCUGGUAGUUGGUGCCUUUAUACCUCGAUGCCGGUCUGACGGGAGCUACGAUCCAAUCCAGUGCCACGAGUCUCCCGGGCAGUGCUGGUGUGUGGAUGUCCAUGGCAAUGAACUGACUGGGACAAGAGCGUUCGGGCAAGUGGUUUGCUCAACAAGAGACGGUAAGACCACGUGCCAAAAAGAGCAAGAAGAAAAAGGAAUAAGCGAUUUGUGUGAUAGUAACGGUGGCUUCAAGCCCCUUCAGUGUGAGAAGCCAUACUGCUGGUGUGUCGACCGAAACGGCAAAGAAAUACCGAGAACGCGGACUAGUGGCCCUGCCAAACCUUCCUGUAACUCGCAAGCUGGCUUGACUAAGUGUCAGAAGGAGCGUCAGCGCCUUUUGGGGUGGAGUGGCUUGGCCCCUCCUGGUAGCUUUGUACCCGAGUGCCAGGUUGAUGGCUGCUAUGACAGCAUACAGUGUCACGAGUUGAGUGGCUUCUGCUGGUGCGUGGACAGCGACGGGAACCAAGUCCCUGAUACCAGGGUCCAGGGCAAGCCUAUCUGCGGCAAACAGACCCAGAGAUCAUCUUGUCAGAAGGAAAGGCAGCGCGCCCGAGGAUGGUCCGGAGAGAACAACGGCGCCUUCAUUCCUCAAUGUGACAACGACGGGUACUAUAGUGACAUCCAGUGUCACCACGAUAUGUGCUGGUGCUCGGAUGAGUACGGCUACGAGUUGCCUCAGACGAGAGUGAUGGGCAAAGGACUUAGGCCGGAUUGCAGCAGAGUGCCUAGUAACUUUACACGUUGCAUACGUCUGCGGUCCCGUGCUCUUGGCCUGAGUAAAUUCCCGGUACCACCUGGAGUAAAUGUCCCGAGGUGCGAGAGUGAUGGAUCAUUCAGCUCUGUGCAGUGUAACGAAUUGACGGGAUACUGCUGGUGUGUCGAUAGACAGGGUAACCCUGUGUUCGGUACAGAGGUCCGCGGACAGCCAGAUUGCAGCGCACGAGUAUCACCAACGAAAUGUCAAAAGGAGUUGGAGCUUGCCCGAGGCCUUCCCGGGUCCCUACCGAUCGUUGGCUCGUUCAUUCCCGAUUGCAAGCCGAACGGAGCAUAUAAGAGAAAGCAGUGCCACUCCUCUACGGGCGAGUGCUGGUGCGUGGACGAGUUUGGAAACGAGGAGUCUGGGACUCGAAUCCGUGGCGAUCAGCUGUGGUGCGAUCCGCCAGCUGGGCUUAGUCCAUGUCUAAAGGAGCGUCGUCGAGCGAUCGGGUACGGUGUAGGCGUCAUCAAAUACCGGUUUAUACCGGACUGCAAACAGGAUGGCAGUUACGAAGAGGUUCAGUGCCUGGGCGGAAAGCAGUGCUGGUGCGUGAAUCAUAAUGGCGUGGAGGUCCUGGGUACAAGGAUGACCGGAAGGCCAAUGUGCUUCUCACCAACAGCGACGUUGACUCAGUGCCAGCGCGAGCGCCGAGCAGGCCUAGGGUUCGACGGCUCUCCUGCUGUUGGUGUGUACGUCCCCAAGUGUACCGCUAGCGGUGGCUACGAGGAACUACAGUGCAAUGCUGGUACCAAUGAGUGUUGGUGUGUGGACACGUUUGGCAAGGAGAUCGCCAACACGCGGAUUAUUGGACGUCCAGCGGACUGUCCUACUGUUGGUCUGGCAGGCGAGAGUCGAACGCUAUGCGAACUUGACCGCCAGAGAGCGAUGGCCAUCGGAGAUACCGAAUAUAUACCCCAGUGCACAAAGGAUGGCGAGUUUGUGCCGGUACAGUGCCAUCAGGAGAAGAAAAAAUGCUGGUGUGUGGAUGGUAACGGCAACAUGAUAUACGGAUCCACCACUAAAGGCGACAAGAAACCUGUCUGUCAACGCAACGUCGUAUCCCCCACCGACUGCGAAGAAAGGGCGAGGCUGCUGUCUCAGGACAAGGCGCCUGGGAGGUACAUCCCUAAAUGCGACGACGAAGGAGCCUACGAAUCUGUUCAGUGUCAUCCCUCUACUGGGUUCUGCUGGUGUGUGGGAAGACUUGGGCAGGAAUGGCCACGAACCCGUCAGCAUGGCGGAAGGCCGGCUUGUGAUCAUGAAGUUGGACUUACGCCUUGCCAGAAGCAGCGGUUUAAUGCUUAUGGUGUAAGUGAGUCGACGCCCGCUGACCGCUAUGUACCGCGAUGUGACGCGUCUGGGGGGUAUGAGCCGGUGCAGUGUCUCUCCACUACCGGCCACUGCUGGUGCGUGGACAAGGAUGGGAUCGAGAUUCGAGGCACUCGCAGACGUGGUGUCAGGCCUGUCUGCAAGCAAGGUUACAAUACGCCAUGUGAGCGUGAGCGAUACCGCGCACUGGGCUGGACUGGUCUUCGUGUAACCGGACUAUGGGUACCAGACUGCCGGCCGGACGGGUCGUAUGAGUCUGUCCAGUGCCAUGCUUUGUCCGGGUAUUGCUGGUGUGUGGACAGAAGCGGACAUGAGCUGUUUGGUACCAGAGUGCGUGGCAAGAGAACAUGCGAUAAAAUAAAAGACGGGUACACGCGUUGCCUUCGUGACCAAAACAGGGCCCUCGCUUGGUUUGCUAAAAACGGUGUUGGGAUGUACAAGCCUCAGUGCCGGCCUGACGGUAGUUACGAGCCUGUGCAGUGCGACUCUUCCACCGGGUACUGCUGGUGUGUGGAUGAAUACGGCAACGAGAUCUGGAGCACGCGUAUUAGGGGACUGAGACCGACCUGCCCUCAGAAAGAUACAAAGACCACGUGUUUCAAGGAGAGUGAGGAGAGUGCGCGCCUUGGUGGCCAUCGGUUCGUCCCUUUGUGUGACGUAUUCGGUAGCUAUCGACCAGUCCAGUGUGACUCUGAGGGGUACUGCUGGUGUGUUGAACGAUACGGCAACGAGCUACCGCGCACUAAAGUCAAGGGCGUGCCUGAGUGUAUUCAUUAUGCUGGCCUGAGUGAAUGCCAGAAAGAUCGUCAGCUAGCCCUUGCCUGGACCGGAAGUGCGCCACCCGGCCGGGUUGUCCCCGAGUGUCAGACGGACGGGAGCUACAACCGAGUGCAGUGCGAGCAGCAUUCGGGACAGUGCUGGUGCGUGGACGAAAACGGGCAAGAAAUCCCAAGGACGCAAAAACAAGGACGGCCCGACUGUAAGAACCCAGAAAAACUCAGUGCGUGUCUUCAGGAGCGCCAUCUCGCAUUGCCUUGGCCCGGACGCUUCGCGCCUCAAUGUACCGCAGACGGCAGCUAUUCCAAAAGGCAGUGUAAUAACGGCAAAUGCUGGUGCGUGGAUGAACACGGCAGUGAGAUCUACGGGACGCGCACGAGUGCACAGGUCGACUGUACCAACCAGCCCACGCCAGGCUACGAGACCAUCUGUGUGUAUGAGCAGCGGGUUGCCCGCUCACGGUCACCUACUCCUGUUACUGGUCAGUUCAUCCCUCAGUGCACGAGUCUUGGCCGGUACAGCGCCAUUGAGUGCCAUGCAGGGACUCCAUACUGCUGGUGUGUGGACAACUACGGGCAGGAGAUCCCUAGGACACGGACCCGAGGACGGCCCUACUGUGGGUACACCGCGGGUUUGACGAUGUGCCAGAAGGAGCGCCAGAUCGCUAUCGGUUGGACGGGUGUGGCUGCUCCUGGUUCGUUUGUGCCCAAGUGUAAGUCAAGCGGCGACUACGACACGGUGCAGUGCCACGGAUCAACGGGCUUCUGUUGGUGCGUGGACGAUGACGGCAAUGAAAUUCCCGCGACUCGCGUCCGGGGCAGACCCAUGUGCGGACUACUGGCGGGCUUAAGCCAAUGUCAACAAGAAAGACAGCGUCAUAUGGGCGUGUUGGGUAUUGCCCCACCAGGACGCUUUGUGCCUGCUUGUACAUCUACCGGCCAGUAUGAACGAGUCCAGUGUCAUUCGUCUACCGGCUACUGCUGGUGCGUCGACAAGUUUGGCCGGGAGCUGCCCAACACAAGGGCCAAGGGACGUGUCACUUGUGAUUCACUUGGUUCUCUAAGUGAUUGUAUACUUGAGCGAGAGCGGCUGAGCCUUUCCGGUCUUCGCGAUUUUCCCAUCCCUACCUGCGAUAAGAAGGGUAACUAUGAGCGCGUCCAGUGCAACUAUGCAUGGGGUACACAGUGCUGGUGUGUGGACAAGAACGGCAACAGAAUCGCAGGCACCACAUCCAGAUACAACAACAUAUCCUGUACUGAUGAUGCCAUCCGUGGUAAACAGACAGUAUGUCAAAAAGAUCGCCAAGCCGCCCUCAAUUUCUUAGGCCAGGUGACAUCUGUAGGCCGGUUCGUGCCACAAUGCAAGGAAGACGGCAGCUACACCAACGUGCAGUGUCUGGCUUCAUCGGGCGAGUGCUGGUGCGUGUUUACGAACGGACUUGAAAUCCCACGCACCAAGACGCACGGCAGACCAAGAUGUGGACGUGAAGCUGGUCUAACACCGUGCCACAAGGAGCUGCUGUUUGCCCGUGGAGGCCAGGGCAGGCCUGUCCCAGGGCGAUACGUGCCUAACUGUGACCCUCAGGGAGGCUACGAGUCAGUACAGUGCCACUCCUCCACCUGCUGGUGUGUGGACGCAUUUGGUCAAGAAAUUGCCAACUCGAGGGUGACCGGCCGUCCCAACUGCGCAGUCAAAGGUGGUAGUCUGACAGCUUGCCAGAGGCAGCGACAAGCUGCACUACAAGACACUGGUCUAGGGCGGUUCAUCCCGCGCUGUAAAGUUGAUGGCACCUUCCACGAAGUACAGUGCCGCGGCUCAGUCUGCUUCUGCGUCGAUCGGAAAGGGGACGAGAUUCGUGGAACCAGGGUGAACCGGCCGGCCAAGGCGGACUGUAGGAAAGUUGGAGCACCAACGCCAAUAGAUCAGACACGCACGCCGUGCCAGAGAGAAUACGACCAAGUGAUGAGUAACUAUGCCAUUGAUCGCUUCGUGCCCCUUUGUAAACCGGACGGCCGCUAUGAGGAGGUGCAAUGUCGUGCGCGAUGGAGUCAAUGCUGGUGUGUCGAUAUCAGUGGACGUGAGCUCGCAGGAACCCGGCGAACAGGAUGGCCCAACUGCCCUCCGCAUCGUGCCGCGGACGUCGCGAUUGUGAUUGAGAGCGGAGUGUUCAGUGAUGUUUUACCCGCGUUCCAAGCCAUAAGGAACUUUAGCAAGGCGAUCGUAGAUGGACUAAGCGUGUCUGCUUCUGGUGUACACAUUGGUUACAUCAUCUAUGCUUCUAAGCCCAAGCUAAUCUUUGACUUCAAUACCCUGGCUCCCAAAGACACCAACCGGGGGAACGUCAAGAAGCUGAUUGACGGUGGAUUACCAGAAACUGGUCGGCCACGCCCUGAUCUCGCCUAUAAAAUGGCAUAUGAAAGAUUAUUUUCCGACAGAGGAGGGGCACGAAGAGGAGCUCCUAGGUUCCUGAUUCAUCUAAUUGCCGACACUAAAACACGAGCAGUCGAUCAGCCGAGCAUGCUAGCCGCAAGCCUCCCACUAAAGAAGCAAGGCGUUAACAUCUUCCCUGUUGGCGUCGAAUUUUCCAUUGAGCUGCAAGAUCUCCGUGAUCUUGCCACGAAUGACGCUAAUGUGUACACCAUACCGUACGCUCCAUACAGCCUUUCGCAGCUGAUGCCGGUGGCAAGGGUCAUUGCAGACGUCAUCAAUGGAUAUGUGCGCGAUCCAAGAACGAUUCGACCAACAGGUCUUGAUAUCGGCAUCCUUGUUGGCGCAUCGCCAUCAACCACUCCCGAAAGAUGGAGCAAGCUUCUCGCAUUUGCCAGCUCUAUUGUUGACGGGUUCCCUGUGUCUGCACGUGCUGCUCACGUGGCUGCCAUGUCAUUUGGAGACCGGCCAAAGGUCGCGUUCUUAUUUGACUCGUUCAGCGGACGUCAAAUAACCAAGGAUAACUAUCGUAAGGCAAUUGAGCAGAUCCCGUAUAUGCCGUCGACGUCCACUAGAAUCGACAAGGCGCUGCAGCUGGCGGGGAGUUUCAUGUUCAACGAGAAGACUGGAAUGAGACCAACCGUGCCUAAGUAUCUGCUGCUCAUAACCGAUGGCGACCAAACGGACAAGAAAGCAUUGGACUACAUCGAUCUUUCAAAAUCUAGCGAAGCCGUAAAGGAGAAUGGCGUACAAGUAUACGCAGUGUCCUCCCGACCUGAGGUGGACACAAACAUGCAAGACCUGCGGACCAUUGCUUCUCGUGACGACUAUGCGCACGCCUGGCCCGUACAGAGACUACCUGUGGUCGGACCUUGGGUUGUUAAUGACUGGAAGAACGCAAUGUUGUCACGUGUGUACCCCGUUGACAUUGGUCUCUUGAUUGGUUCAUCACGCUCUACUACACCACAAAGCUGGACCUCUACUCUUCGCGCCAUCUCGUGGCUGCUUAGUAACUUUGACAUCUCACCCCAGGGCGCUCAUGUAGGCGCAAUUACGUUCGAUGAGAACCCUCGUGUUGGUUUCUCCUUCGAUUCUCUAAAGGGCGAUCGGCUGAACGGCCGUGAGGUCAACAGACUUGUGAACUCACUCACCUACAAGCGUGGAUAUACUCGAAUCGAUCGCGCCCUGCAACUGGCCAAUUCGUACUUAUUUACUUCACACGGGGGAGCACGAAAAAGCUCCGCAAAGAUCCUCCUGGUUAUCACGGACGGACCGCAGUCAACAGAUCGGGGCGCGUACACGCCCUUGUCUACCGCCUCAGAACCUUUGAAGACCGCUGGCAUUCAAGUCUUCAGCGUGGGCAUAGGCCCAAAUAUCAGAGACCAAGAUCUGAGAGACAUCGCCUCUGUUCCGUCUUACGUUGUGAAGGUCCCAACAGCAUCUGACCGUGACAUUACCAGGGCUAUGUACAGAGUCACAAGUGACUGGAAAACAUAUCUACGAGGUCGUUGGCUACCCGCUGAUAUCGUAUUUGUGGUCGAGAGUUCAGACUAUGUUACCCUUCCACGUUGGCAACAGAUAAUUGACUUCUUAAAGCGAACCGUGAACUCCUUCCACGUGUCACCUUGGGCCACACGCUUCGGCCUCGUUACGUAUGGCUACCAGCCAAAGGUGAACUUCCACUUCAACACCCUCGGAGACAAAAUGACCACUAGCGGGUUAGAAGCCCUUCUUGACUUGGCCAAGUGGAUUGGAGGCGAGCCCAAGCUUGAUCAAGCCCUCAAAGUCACAGAAGAGGAUGUCUUUACCAUUAAAAAUGGGAUGAGAAGAUUCUCCCAAAAGUACUUGGUGGUGAUAUCUGCCCAUCCGCAGUCCCGAUAUUCCGGCUACAUUCCGGUACGUCAGGCCAUCAGAGGAAUCAAAGACAAAGGUAUCCAAGUGUACUCUAUAGGUAUUGGGCCUAAUGUGGACGUGGGUGAGCUAAACGACAUCGCUUCUCGUCCGGAGAACAUCUACCGAGUACCUUACAGCAGCCUUCCGACUUUCGGGGACUUGCUGUACACAGCUUGGAGGAAAUACCCACAAAGGAGAUGGCGCCGUCCAGCGGCAGAUAUUGGCUUUGUAAUUGGGAGCUCACGCGAUACCACCCCUCAGACCUGGCAAAAAUUCCUGGCUUUCGCUAAGCAGGUGGUUAAUACCAUGGAUGUGUCACAAGAUGGUGUCCACGUUGGAGCAAUGACCUUCAACUCUGCGCCUCGCAUGGGCUUCAGGUUCAACGCGCUUUACGGACCCCGUUACACCGUGGAGAACGUGAAGGGUCUGAUCUCACGACUGCCUUAUGCUACUGGCGAGACGAGGAUUGAUCGCGCCCUUUACGCCGUCAACAAGGAUCUGUUCAAUACGGACGCCGGAAUGAGACCUGCUGUGCCUCAUAUGCUUGUCAUGUUGGUGGACGGGGAGCAGCAGCCUGGCCGUCCCGGAUACACACCCUUGCCAGUAGCCUCCCAGCCUUUGAAAGACAGGAACAUCGAGGUAUUCGCAGUCGGAACGAGCGAGCGCUCGGACGCCAAUCAGCUCGACCAAGUAGCGUCACGUGGAAGGAACGUCCUGUACCUUCCCGCCGAUCGCCUGCCUACGCUAUCCUACCGAGUCGUCAACGUUGGAUUUGAUCACAUCAGGGAGCAAAGGCAACCGAAAGUUUCUCGCUGGAGCACAUGCCAGCGUGAGUACCGUGCCGCCCUACAGUCUUACAAGUACGGCCGCUAUGUGCCACGUUGCCAGCCUGACGGCAAGUACGAGCCCGUUCAGUGUCACAGCUCCAUCUGCUACUGCGUCAACCAAGAGGGCGUGGAGGUAGCUGGAACCCGCAGGCCCGGCUACGCCCCGCCAAGCUGCAGGGAUACCGCACGUCGGCCGACCUCGUGCCAGAAGCAGUACCGGGAAGCUAUUAGCGGGUACCACCUUGGCCGCUUUGUACCGCGCUGUUGGGGCGACGGAAGCUACAGGCGAGUGCAGUGUAAUCCCGCAGGUUUCUGCUGGUGUGUCAAUAGCGAUGGCAUGGAAGAAACAGGGACGCGCCGACGUGGAUGGCCUAGCUGCGCUAUUACAGGCCGCCCCCUAACGCCCUGCCAGUCCGAGUACCAAGAUGCAUUGCGGCACGGUAAUUUCGGCGCUUUCGUGCCCCGAUGUCACCCAGACGGUCAGUACGACCCAAUCCAGUGCUACACCGGCGUCUGCUACUGUGUCGAUCAACCUGGAAAUGAGAUCGUGGGCACUUCUCGGCCGCUACCCUUCCAGCCAGUGUGCGCGGAACCCGGCCGUAAGCUGUCUCCCUGUCAAAAGCAGUACGAGCUGGCGCUACAGAAGCACGUCGUGGGUCGCUGGAUUCCUAUGUGCAGACCUGACGGUAGCUACGAACCGGUACAGUGCGACCGUGGAUGGUUCUGCUGGUGUGUGGAUGAAGAAGGACAAGAGUUACCGGGCACGCGCAAACAGGGAUGGCCAGAGUGUGGGGUCAUCGGCUGGCGACCAAGCGAGUGCCAGAGUCAUCAUCGGAUGUCCCUUACCAACCUGUUGCCUGGGCGCUUCGUACCACGGUGCCUGCCUGACGGCUUCUAUGACGCCGUGCAGUGCUUUGGAUCCGUCUGCAUCUGUGUGGAUAGAUAUGGCGUUGAGGUCCCUGGAACUCUACGACCGCGCUUCAACGAGCCGAACUGCGCACCGCUAGGCUGGCGUCUGACUCGUUGUCAGAGGCAUCACCAGGCCGCAACUCGCUACUACUCCGUGGGAGGCUUCGUGCCAACUUGUCUACCCGAUGGCUCGUAUGACGCCCUCCAGUGUUUUGGCGGGCUGUGCAUGUGCGUGGAUGUCCACGGCAUUGAGAUCAAAGGAACAAGAAAUGUGGUCUCGAGUCCUAUCAACUGUAAAGAUACACGCCCCCAGCCUAGCGCAUGCGAGCGCCACUACACCGCCGCCCUUCGUAACCACGUACCUGGCCGCUUCCUACCAAGGUGCCGCCCAGAUGGCGAGUACGAGCAUGUCCAAUGCGAUGGAUUCGUCUGUUACUGUGUGGACAACAACGGCGAGGAGAUAGUCGAGUCACGUAAACCAAGACCUCUCAGACCAGACUGCUUCGGCCCUAGCCCCAGUCCAUGCCAGCGGGCAUAUCUGGAGGCGCUUGGGUCGUAUCAGGCUGGUCGAUUCAUUCCUCGCUGUACAAGAGACGGGGAAUACUACCGUAUCCAGUUCCUUGGACCUGAUGCCUUCUGUGUGGACUCAAAUGGCAAAGAGAUCCAAGGAACCCGCGUCUUGAGGCCAUACAGACCAGAUUGUGAAGCACCGACAUCUGCCCUUCGUCCAGGUCGAUGCCCCAAGCCAUGGAAAGGCAUCUUCCGCGCGUGUGACAGAAGAGGCGACGCCUGCCAGAAAGAUACUGACUGCAAGAAUAACCACAAAUGCUGCUUCAAUGGCUGCCAGAAUGACUGCGUGUCCGGCGAUCCCUCUGAUAGAUAUGGUGGUCCAUGCGUCAAACCACUAGACCUAGUACUUUUACUAGACUCUUCAGGCAGCAUUGGCCGCAGGAACUGGGUCCGAUUGAUAAAGUUCGCCCAGGCGUUCAUUGACGUCUUUAAAGCACCACAGGCUUCCCACGUUGCGCUAAUUUCGUACAGCACGAACCCCGAGAUCGUGUUUAACUUUAAGAUGAAUGGGCAGUAUCCAACUUACAGUGAGAUGCAGCGCCUGAUUGGGGCAAUGCGAUGGCAGAGAGGCUAUACAUACAUCGAUAAGGCUUUAAGACUUGCAGAACGCAAAGUGCUUACCGAUGAGGCUGGUAUGAGAAGGUCUUCUGAAAAGAUUGUGCUUGUAAUGACCGACGGAAGACAAACGACAGACAGAGGAAUUUACACUCCCCUCCGCACCGCGUCUGCUGGAAUCAAGAAGCUUGGGGCGAAAGUGUUUGCACUCGGCGUGGGCUCAGGGGUCGUCAUGUCAGAACUCAAUGAAAUUGCCUCUGACCCGUCCAACGUGCUUAUUGCGACCUCAUUUUCGGACCUCGAGAGGCAGUUGAAUGCUAUUAGAGCCAAGGGCUGCAGUGCUGCAGAAAAGGACUUGUGCUCUCGCGCCCCAUGUGGGUCGUUUGCUCGUUGCGUCGUAGUGAAUAACAAAGCAACAUGCUCCUGCCCUGACAUCUGCACAUUUGAGUACUCACCUCUUUGUGGAUCCGACGGAAAGACGUACGAUAACCAGUGCGAGAUGGAGCGAGCGUCCUGUCUGCAAAAUAAAGACCUGACGGGAAAGCCUGGGAAAUGUGUGGCUCCAACAACUGAAACUCCUCCGCCAACUACGGGACUGCCGACGACAGCUGGAACAACUGUACCCUUGAUAACACAGCCACCGACAACUAGACCAAGAGACCCGUGUGAAGACUACACUUGUACUUCGCCGCCGUACUCUGAAUGCACAGCCAUUAACGGUAGCCCAGUAUGCACGUGUAACAGCAUCUGUACCUUAGAAUAUGCGCCAGUUUGCGGUACUGAUGGGCAAAGCUACGAUAACGAAUGUCUAUUACAAACCGCGUCCUGCCAACGCAAUGAGUUGAUAGAAGUCGCUACCCAGGGAACAUGUGUAACUACACCAGCACCAACCACAACACCUAUACCAACAACUGAGAUAGACCCGUGUGUUGGGUUCACGUGUGUCGCCCCGCCCUACUCGUACUGCAAGGCUAGGGACGGCAGACCUGAGUGUGUCUGUGACGGUAUAUGCUCCCUUGUCUAUGCGCCAGUCUGCGGAACUGAUGGCCAAGAGUAUAGUAACGAGUGCAACCUGCAGAUCGCUUCCUGUCGGAAGAAUGAACUUAUCGAGGUCGCUAGUCGCGGAUCUUGUCCAACUACUGGACCAUCUACGGCCUCUCCAGUACCCACAACUGUGGAUCCUUGCUCAGGUGUCACUUGUGACUCUCCACCAUACUCCACAUGCAAAGUACAGGACGACAAACCCACAUGUGUAUGCAUAGAACCAUGUCCUGAGAUUCUCAAACCUGUGUACGGGAGUGAUGGAAAGGAUUACGACAACGAGUGCUUGUUGAAGUUGGCAGCCUGCAAAUCCAAGAGCCGUAUCUUAAUCGCAGGCUUUGGUCGUUACCCCAAGACCACAACAUCGUUAGCAACUACUGAAGGCACUACUGCGGCAACUCCGACCACAUUGAUUUCCCCGACAACAGAAGCAGGACCUUGCUCUGGUGUGACUUGUGAUUCUCCACCAUACUCCACAUGCAAAGUACAGGACGACAAACCUACAUGUGUAUGCGUAGAACCAUGUCCUGAGAUUCUCAAACCUGUGUACGGGAGUGAUGGGAAGGAUUACGACAACGAGUGCUUGUUGAAGUUGGCAGCCUGCAAAUCCAAGAGCCGCAUCCUUAUCGCAGGCUUUGGUCGUUACCCCAAGACCACAACAUCGUCAGCAACUACUGAAGGCACUACUGCGGCAACUCCGACCACAUUGAUUUCCCCGACAACAGAAGCAGGACCUUGCUCUGGUGUGACUUGUGAUUCUCCACCAUACUCCACAUGCAAAGUACAGGACGACAAACCUACAUGUGUAUGCGUAGAACCAUGUCCUGAGAUUCUCAAACCUGUGUACGGGAGUGAUGGGAAGGAUUACGACAACGAGUGCUUGUUGAAGUUGGCAGCCUGCAAAUCCAAGAGCCGCAUCCUUAUCGCAGGCUUUGGUCGUUACCCCAAGACCACAACAUCGUCAGCAACUACUGAAGGCACUACUGCGGCAACUCCGACCACAUUGAUUUCCCCGACAACAGAAGCAGGACCUUGCUCUGGUGUGACUUGUGAUUCUCCACCAUACUCCACAUGCAAAGUACAGGACGACAAACCCACAUGUGUAUGCGUAGAACCAUGUCCUCUGGUAUUCCGACCUGUCUAUGGAAACGAUGGAAAGGACUACGACAACGAGUGCUUGUUGAAGUUGGCAUCCUGCAAAACAAAUAAGUGGAUCCUCAUUGCGGGUAUUGGAAGAUACCCGAAGACGACUACACCCACAACAACCGAAGCCCCCACUACUCAAGACCCGUGUCAAGGGUACACGUGCACAUCGCCUCCUUACUCAUACUGCUCAGCACGUGAGGGCAGGCCUACUUGCGUGUGUAGGAACACCUGCAGUCUAGACUAUACCCCAGUAUGUGGAACUGACGGAGAGACCUACGAGAAUGAGUGCACUCUACAGAUAUCGUCUUGUCAGCGGAACGAGCAGGUCGAGGUCGCCAGUCAAGGACAUUGUCCAACCACAGCGUCUCCCGUCACGUCCCGCGAGCCGACGACAGGAGAAGAUCCGUGCCAGAGAUCACCGUGUACAGUACCCUACUCUCGGUGUGUGCUGAUCCGGGGGCAGGCUGUCUGCAUGUGUCAGUCGUGUCCCUCUAUCAAUAAACCCGUUUGUGGCUCUGAUGGCAAGACGUACAACAACGAAUGCGAGCUUCGUCAGUAUGCGUGCAAGAGCGACUCCUUGAUCACUGUUGCGAGCCUUUCGAGCUGCCUAACUACUGUGUCUCCAACAACGACUUCACUGCCCACUACCGAAGCCAAAUACACAGAAACUCAUCUUAAUAUCACCGAUCUUAUUAUGAUCGCAGCAUCUACGGAGCCUUCUACCAAAGAACCUACACCCAGCCAAGACCCUUGCAAGAUCUCACCUUGCAGUGCUCCUUAUGCGAAAUGCCUAGUGGUACAGGAUGAAGCGGUCUGCACAUGCCUAUCGUGUCCCAAUAUACUAGACCCAGUGUGUGGGUCAGACGGCAAGAACUACGACAACGAGUGCAACCUACGGCAGAACGCAUGCAAGACAAACACCCUUAUAACGGUGGUUAGACGGGAUGCGUGCCUAUCCACUGCGCGACCUGUUACAACUCAGCAGACGAAAAAGCCGGCGAGUUCAGCGUUCGUGCCUACAACAUCAGACCCUUGCAUGACGAAAGCCUGCACGGCUCCCUAUUCCAAAUGCAUGUCGGUACGGGGUAAGGCGGUCUGCAUGUGCAUGUCCUGUCCAAAAAUGAACAAACCAGUUUGUGGAUCGAAUGGGAAAGAUUACAACAACGAGUGCGAACUACAGCAAUUUGCAUGCAAGACCAACACAAUGAUUACCGUGGCUAGGCGAAGUCCAUGCCCACAAAAGUCAUCACCACAACCAACAACAGCGUCCACACCAGGACCAGAAAAUCCCUGUCAGACAUCGCCCUGCAGUGCUCCUUAUGCGAAAUGCCUAGUGGUACAGGGUGAGGCGGUCUGCACAUGCCUUUCAUGUCCCAAUAUGCUGGACCCAGUGUGUGGGUCAGACGGCAAGAACUACGAUAACGUGUGCAAACUACGACAGAACGCAUGCAAGACAAACACCCUUAUAACGUUGAUUAGCAGGGAUGCGUGCCCGACCACAACUCGACCAAGCCCUGAUCCAACAACUGAAGCCUUUACUGAGGCUCGUUUCACACCACCUUCCCAAAACAAAGUUAAGACCACACCAUCAACCACCAAAUCGACAGCUUCUAAAGCAAGAACUACUUCAGGCCCAACGACAGCAGGACCUUGCUCUAAUGUGACUUGUGAUUCUCCACCAUACUCCACUUGCAAAGUGCAGGACGGAAAACCCACAUGUGUAUGCGUAGAACCAUGUCCUAAGAUUCUCAAACCUGUGUACGGGAGUGAUGGAAAGAAUUACGACAACGAGUGCUUGUUAAAGUUAGCAGCAUGCAAAUCCAAGAGCCGUAUCCUAAUCGCAGGCUCUGGUCGUUACCCCAAGACCACAACAUCGUCAGCAACUACUGAAGGCACUACUGCGGCAACUCCGACCACAUUGAUUUCCCCGACAACAGAAGUAGGACCUUGCUCUGGUGUGACUUGUGAUUCUCCACCAUACUCCACAUGCAAAGUGCAGGACGACAAACCAACAUGUGUAUGCGUAGAACCAUGUUCUCAGAUUCUAAAACCUGUGUACGGGAGUGAUGGAAAGGAUUACGACAACGAGUGCUUGUUGAAGUUGGCAGCCUGCAAAUCCAAGAGCCGUAUCCUAAUCGCAGGCUUUGGUCGUUACCCCAAGACCACAACAUCGUCAGCACCUACUGAAGGCACUACUGCGGCAACUCCGACCACAUUGAUUCCCCUGACAACAGAAGCAGGACCUUGCUCUGGUGUGACUUGUGAUUCUCCACCAUACUCCACAUGCAAAGUACAGGACGACAAACCUACAUGUGUAUGCGUAGAACCAUGUCCUGAGAUUCUCAAACCUGUGUACGGGAGUGAUGGAAAGGAUUACGACAACGAGUGCUUGUUGAAGUUGGCAGCCUGCAAAUCCAAGAGCCGUAUCCUAAUCGCAGGCUUUGGUCGUCACCCCAAGACCACAACAUCGUCAGCAACUACUGAAGGCACUACUGCGGCAACUCCAACCACAUUGAUUUCCCCGACAACAGAAGCAGGACCUUGCUCUGGUGUGACUUGUGAUUCUCCACCAUACUCCACAUGCAAAGAACAGGACGACAAACCCACAUGUGUAUGCAUAGAACCAUGUCCUGAGAUUCUCAAACCUGUGUACGGGAGUGAUGGAAAGGAUUACGACAACGAGUGCUUGUUGAAGUUGGCAGCCUGCAAAUCCAAGAGCCGUAUUCUAAUCGCAGGCUUUGGUCGUUACCCCAAGACCACAACAUCGUCAGCAACUACUGAAGGCACUACUGCGGCAACUCCGACCACAUUGAUUUCCCCGACAACAGAAGCAGGACCUUGCUCUGGUGUGACUUGUGAUUCUCCACCAUACUCCACAUGCAAAGUACAGGACGACAAACCCACAUGUGUAUGCGUAGAACCAUGUCCUGAGAUUCUCAAACCUGUGUACGGGAGUGAUGGAAAGGAUUACGACAACGAGUGCUUGUUGAAGUUGACAGCCUGCAAAUCCAAGAGCCGUAUCCUAAUCGCAGGCUUUGGUCGUUACCCCAAGACCACAACAUCGUCAGCAACUACUGAAGGCACUACUGCGGCAACCCCGACCACAUUGAUUUCCCCGAAAACAGAAGCAGGACCUUGCUCUGGUGUGACUUGUGAUUCUCCACCAUACUCCACAUGCAAAGUACAAGACGACAAACCCACAUGUGUAUGCGUAGAACCAUGUCCUGAGAUUCUCAAACCUGUGUACGGGAGUGAUGGAAAGGAUUACGACAACGAGUGCUUGUUGAAGUUGGCAGCCUGCAAAUCCAAGAGCCGUAUCCUAAUCGCAGGCUUUGGUCGUUACCCCAAGACCACAACAUCGUCAGCAACUACUGAAGGCACUACUGCGGCAACUCCGACCACAUUGAUUUCCCCGACAACAGAAGCAGGACCUUGCUCUGGUGUGACUUGUGAUUCUCCACCAUACUCCACAUGCAAAGUACAGGACGACAAACCCACAUGUGUAUGCGUAGAACCAUGUCCUGAGAUUCUCAAACCUGUGUACGGGAGUGAUGGAAAGGAUUACGACAACGAGUGCUUGUUGAAGUUGGCAGCCUGCAAAUCCAAGAGCCGUAUCCUAAUCGCAGGCUUUGGUCGUUACCCCAAGACCACAACAUCGUCAGCAACUACUGAAGGCACUACUGCGGCAACUCCGACCACAUUGAUUUCCCCGACAACAGAAGCAGGACCUUGCUCUGGUGUGACUUGUGAUUCUCCACCAUACUCCACAUGCAAAGUACAGGACGACAAACCCACAUGUGUAUGCGUAGAACCAUGUCCUGAGAUUCUCAAACCUGUGUACGGGAGUGAUGGAAAGGAUUACGACAACGAGUGCUUGUUGAAGUUGGCAGCCUGCAAAUCCAAGAGCCGUAUCCUAAUCGCAGGCUUUGGUCGUUACCCCAAGACCACAACAUCGUCAGCAACUACUGAAGGCACUACUGCGGCAACUCCGACCACAUUGAUUUCCCCGACAACAGAAGCAGGACCUUGCUCUGGUGUGACUUGUGAUUCUCCACCAUACUCCACAUGCAAAGUACAGGACGACAAACCCACAUGUGUAUGCGUAGAACCAUGUCCUGAGAUUCUCAAACCUGUGUACGGGAGUGAUGGAAAGGAUUACGACAACGAGUGCUUGUUGAAGUUGGCAGCCUGCAAAUCCAAGAGCCGUAUCCUAAUCGCAGGCUUUGGUCGUUACCCCAAGACCACAACAUCGUCAGCAACUACUGAAGGCACUACUGCGGCAACUCCGACCACAUUGAUUUCCCCGACAACAGAAGCAGGACCUUGCUCUGGUGUGACUUGUGAUUCUCCACCAUACUCCACAUGCAAAGUACAGGACGACAAACCCACAUGUGUAUGCGUAGAACCAUGUCCUGAGAUUCUCAAACCUGUGUACGGGAGUGAUGGAAAGGAUUACGACAACGAGUGCUUGUUGAAGUUGGCAGCCUGCAAAUCCAAGAGCCGUAUCCUAAUUGCAGGCUUUGGUCGUUACCCCAAGACCACAACAUCGUCAGCAACUACUGAAGGCACUACUGCGGCAACUCCGACCACAUUGAUUUCCCCGACAACAGAAGCAGGACCUUGCUCUGGUGUGACUUGUGAUUCUCCACCAUACUCCACAUGCAAAGUACAGGACGACAAACCCACAUGUGUAUGCGUAGAACCAUGUCCUGAGAUUCUCAAACCUGUGUACGGGAGUGAUGGAAAGGAUUACGACAACGAGUGCUUGUUGAAGUUGGCAGCCUGCAAAUCCAAGAGCCGUAUCCUAAUCGCAGGCUUUGGUCGUUACCCCAAGACCACAACAUCGUCAGCAACUACUGAAGGCACUACUGCGGCAACCCCGACCACAUUGAUUUCCCCGACAACAGAAGCAGGACCUUGCUCUGGUGUGACUUGUGAUUCUCCACCAUACUCCACAUGCAAAGUACAAGACGACAAACCCACAUGUGUAUGCGUAGAACCAUGUCCUGAGAUUCUCAAACCUGUGUACGGGAGUGAUGGAAAGGAUUACGACAACGAGUGCUUGUUGAAGUUGGCAGCCUGCAAAUCCAAGAGCCGUAUCCUAAUCGCAGGCUUUGGUCGUUACCCCAAGACCACAACAUCGUCAGCAACUACUGAAGGCACUACUGCGGCAACUCCGACCACAUUGAUUUCCCCGACAACAGAAGCAGGACCUUGCUCUGGUGUGACUUGUGAUUCUCCACCAUACUCCACAUGCAAAGUACAGGACGACAAACCCACAUGUGUAUGCAUAGAACCAUGUCCUGAGAUUCUCAAACCUGUGUACGGGAGUGAUGGAAAGGAUUACGACAACGAGUGCUUGUUGAAGUUGACAGCCUGCAAAUCCAAGAGCCGUAUCCUAAUCGCAGGCUUUGGUCGUUACCCCAAGACCACAACAUCGUCAGCAACUACUGAAGGCACUACUGCGGCAACUCCGACCACGUUGAUUUCCCCGACAACAGAAGCAGGACCUUGCUCUGGUGUGACUUGUGAUUCUCCACCAUACUCCACAUGCAAAGUACAGGACGACAAACCCACAUGUGUAUGCGUAGAACCAUGUCCUGAGAUUCUCAAACCUGUGUACGGGAGUGAUGGAAGGGAUUACGACAACGAGUGCUUGUUGAAGUUGGCAGCCUGCAAAUCCAAGAGCCGUAUCCUAAUCGCAGGCUUUGGUCGCUACCCCAAGACCACAACAUCGUCAGCAACUACUGAAGGCACUACUGCGGCAACUCCGACCACAUUGAUUUUCCCGACAACAGAAGCAGGACCUUGCUCUGGUGUGACUUGUGAUUCUCCACCAUACUCCACAUGCAAAGUACAGGACGACAAACCCACAUGUGUAUGCGUAGAACCAUGUCCUGAGAUUCUCAAACCUGUGUACGGGAGUGAUGGAAAGGAUUACGACAACGAGUGCUUGUUGAAGUUGGCAGCCUGCAAAUCCAAGAGCCGUAUCCUAAUCGCAGGCUUUGGUCGUUACCCCAAGACCACAACAUCGUCAGCAACUACUGAAGGCACUACUGCGGCAACUCCGACCACAUUGAUUUCCCCGACAACAGAAGCAGGACCUUGCUCUGGUGUGACUUGUGAUUCUCCACCAUACUCCACAUGCAAAGUACAGGACGACAAACCCACAUGUGUAUGCGUAGAACCAUGUCCUGAGAUUCUAAAACCUGUGUACGGGAGUGAUGGAAAGGAUUACGACAACGAGUGCUUGUUGAAGUUGGCAGCCUGCAAAUCCAAGAGCCGCAUCCUUAUCGCAGGCUUUGGUCGUUACCCCAAGACCACAACAUCGUCAGCAACUACUGAAGGCACUACUGCGGCAACUCCGACCACAUUGAUUUCCCCGACAACAGAAGCAGGACCUUGCUCUGGUGUGACUUGUGAUUCUCCACCAUACUCCACAUGCAAAGUACAGGACGACAAACCCACAUGUGUAUGCGUAGAACCAUGUCCUGAGAUUCUAAAACCUGUGUACGGGAGUGAUGGAAAGGAUUACGACAACGAGUGCUUGUUGAAGUUGGCAGCCUGCAAAUCCAAGAGCCGUAUCCUAAUCGCAGGCUUUGGUCGCUACCCCAAGACCACAACAUCGUCAGCAACUACUGAAGGCACUACUGCGGCAACUCCGACCACAUUGAUUUCCCCGACAACGGAAGCAGGACCUUGCUCUGGUGUGACUUGUGAUUCUCCACCAUACUCCACAUGCAAAGUACAGGACGACAAACCCACAUGUGUAUGCGUAGAACCAUGUCCUGAGAUUCUAAAACCUGUGUACGGGAGUGAUGGAAAGGAUUACGACAACGAGUGCUUGUUAAAGUUGGCAGCCUGCAAAUCCAAGAGCCGUAUCCUAAUCGCAGGCUUUGGUCGUUUCCCCAAGACCACAACAUCGUCAGCAACUGGUGAAGGCACUACUGCGGCAACUCCGACCACAUUGAUUUCCCCGACAACAGAAGCAGGACCUUGCUCUGGUGUGACUUGUGAUUCUCCACCAUACUCCACAUGCAAAGUACAGGACGACAAACCCACAUGUGUAUGCGUAGAACCAUGUCCUGAGAUUCUCAAACCUGUGUACGGGAGUGAUGGAAAGGAUUACGACAACGAGUGCUUGUUGAAGUUGACAGCCUGCAAAUCCAAGAGCCGUAUCCUAAUCGCAGGCUUUGGUCGUUACCGCACUACUGCGGCAACUCCGACCACAUUGAUUUCCCCGACAACAGAAGCAGGACCUUGCUCUGGUGUGACUUGUGAUUCUCCACCAUACUCCACAUGCAAAGUACAGGACGACAAACCCACAUGUGUAUGCGUAGAACCAUGUCCUGAGAUUCUCAAACCUGUGUACGGGAGUGAUGGAAAGGAUUACGACAACGAGUGCUUGUUGAAGUUGGCAGCCUGCAAAUCCAAGAGCCGUAUCCUAAUCGCAGGCUUUGGUCGUUACCCCAAGACCACAACAUCGUCAGCAACUACUGAAGGCACUACUGCGGCAACUCCGACCACAUUGAUUUCCCCGACAACAGAAGCAGGACCUUGCUCUGGUGUGACUUGUGAUUCUCCACCAUACUCCACAUGCAAAGUACAGGACGACAAACCCACAUGUGUAUGCGUAGAACCAUGUCCUGAGAUUCUCAAACCUGUGUACGGGAGUGAUGGAAAGGAUUACGACAACGAGUGCUUGUUGAAGUUGGCAGCCUGCAAAUCCAAGAGCCGUAUCCUAAUCGCAGGCUUUGGUCGUUACCCCAAGACCACAACAUCGUCAGCAACUACUGAAGGCACUACUGCGGCAACUCCGACCACAUUGAUUUCCCCGACAACAGAAGCAGGACCUUGCUCUGGUGUGACUUGUGAUUCUCCACCAUACUCCACAUGCAAAGUACAGGACGACAAACCCACAUGUGUAUGCGUAGAACCAUGUCCUGAGAUUCUCAAACCUGUGUACGGGAGUGAUGGAAAGGAUUACGACAACGAGUGCUUGUUGAAGUUGGCAGCCUGCAAAUCCAAGAGCCGUAUCCUAAUCGCAGGCUUUGGUCGUUACCCCAAGACCACAACAUCGUCAGCAACUACUGAAGGCACUACUGCGGCAACCCCGACCACAUUGAUUUCCCCGACAACAGAAGCAGGACCUUGCUCUGGUGUGACUUGUGAUUCUCCACCAUACUCCACAUGCAAAGUACAAGACGACAAACCCACAUGUGUAUGCGUAGAACCAUGUCCUGAGAUUCUCAAACCUGUGUACGGGAGUGAUGGAAAGGAUUACGACAACGAGUGCUUGUUGAAGUUGGCAGCCUGCAAAUCCAAGAGCCGUAUCCUAAUCGCAGGCUUUGGUCGUUACCCCAAGACCACAACAUCGUCAGCAACUACUGAAGGCACUACUGCGGCAACUCCGACCACAUUGAUUUCCCCGACAACAGAAGCAGGACCUUGCUCUGGUGUGACUUGUGAUUCUCCACCAUACUCCACAUGCAAAGUACAGGACGACAAACCCACAUGUGUAUGCAUAGAACCAUGUCCUGAGAUUCUCAAACCUGUGUACGGGAGUGAUGGAAAGGAUUACGACAACGAGUGCUUGUUGAAGUUGACAGCCUGCAAAUCCAAGAGCCGUAUCCUAAUCGCAGGCUUUGGUCGUUACCCCAAGACCACAACAUCGUCAGCAACUACUGAAGGCACUACUGCGGCAACUCCGACCACGUUGAUUUCCCCGACAACAGAAGCAGGACCUUGCUCUGGUGUGACUUGUGAUUCUCCACCAUACUCCACAUGCAAAGUACAGGACGACAAACCCACAUGUGUAUGCGUAGAACCAUGUCCUGAGAUUCUCAAACCUGUGUACGGGAGUGAUGGAAGGGAUUACGACAACGAGUGCUUGUUGAAGUUGGCAGCCUGCAAAUCCAAGAGCCGUAUCCUAAUCGCAGGCUUUGGUCGCUACCCCAAGACCACAACAUCGUCAGCAACUACUGAAGGCACUACUGCGGCAACUCCGACCACAUUGAUUUUCCCGACAACAGAAGCAGGACCUUGCUCUGGUGUGACUUGUGAUUCUCCACCAUACUCCACAUGCAAAGUACAGGACGACAAACCCACAUGUGUAUGCGUAGAACCAUGUCCUGAGAUUCUCAAACCUGUGUACGGGAGUGAUGGAAAGGAUUACGACAACGAGUGCUUGUUGAAGUUGGCAGCCUGCAAAUCCAAGAGCCGUAUCCUAAUCGCAGGCUUUGGUCGUUACCCCAAGACCACAACAUCGUCAGCAACUACUGAAGGCACUACUGCGGCAACUCCGACCACAUUGAUUUCCCCGACAACAGAAGCAGGACCUUGCUCUGGUGUGACUUGUGAUUCUCCACCAUACUCCACAUGCAAAGUACAGGACGACAAACCCACAUGUGUAUGCGUAGAACCAUGUCCUGAGAUUCUAAAACCUGUGUACGGGAGUGAUGGAAAGGAUUACGACAACGAGUGCUUGUUGAAGUUGGCAGCCUGCAAAUCCAAGAGCCGCAUCCUUAUCGCAGGCUUUGGUCGUUACCCCAAGACCACAACAUCGUCAGCAACUACUGAAGGCACUACUGCGGCAACUCCGACCACAUUGAUUUCCCCGACAACAGAAGCAGGACCUUGCUCUGGUGUGACUUGUGAUUCUCCACCAUACUCCACAUGCAAAGUACAGGACGACAAACCCACAUGUGUAUGCGUAGAACCAUGUCCUGAGAUUCUCAAACCUGUGUACGGGAGUGAUGGAAAGGAUUACGACAACGAGUGCUUGUUGAAGUUGGCAGCCUGCAAAUCCAAGAGCCGUAUCCUAAUCGCAGGCUUUGGUCGUUACCCCAAGACCACAACAUCGUCAGCAACUACUGAAGGCACUACUGCGGCAACUCCGACCACAUUGAUUUCCCCGACAACAGAAGCAGGACCUUGCUCUGGUGUGACUUGUGAUUCUCCACCAUACUCCACAUGCAAAGUACAGGACGACAAACCCACAUGUGUAUGCGUAGAACCAUGUCCUGAGAUUCUCAAACCUGUGUACGGGAGUGAUGGAAAGGAUUACGACAACGAGUGCUUGUUGAAGUUGGCAGCCUGCAAAUCCAAGAGCCGUAUCCUAAUCGCAGGCUUUGGUCGUUACCCCAAGACCACAACAUCGUCAGCAACUACUGAAGGCACUACUGCGGCAACCCCGACCACAUUGAUUUCCCCGACAACAGAAGCAGGACCUUGCUCUGGUGUGACUUGUGAUUCUCCACCAUACUCCACAUGCAAAGUACAAGACGACAAACCCACAUGUGUAUGCGUAGAACCAUGUCCUGAGAUUCUCAAACCUGUGUACGGGAGUGAUGGAAAGGAUUACGACAACGAGUGCUUGUUGAAGUUGGCAGCCUGCAAAUCCAAGAGCCGUAUCCUAAUCGCAGGCUUUGGUCGUUACCCCAAGACCACAACAUCGUCAGCAACUACUGAAGGCACUACUGCGGCAACUCCGACCACAUUGAUUUCCCCGACAACAGAAGCAGGACCUUGCUCUGGUGUGACUUGUGAUUCUCCACCAUACUCCACAUGCAAAGUACAGGACGACAAACCCACAUGUGUAUGCAUAGAACCAUGUCCUGAGAUUCUCAAACCUGUGUACGGGAGUGAUGGAAAGGAUUACGACAACGAGUGCUUGUUGAAGUUGACAGCCUGCAAAUCCAAGAGCCGUAUCCUAAUCGCAGGCUUUGGUCGUUACCCCAAGACCACAACAUCGUCAGCAACUACUGAAGGCACUACUGCGGCAACUCCGACCACGUUGAUUUCCCCGACAACAGAAGCAGGACCUUGCUCUGGUGUGACUUGUGAUUCUCCACCAUACUCCACAUGCAAAGUACAGGACGACAAACCCACAUGUGUAUGCGUAGAACCAUGUCCUGAGAUUCUCAAACCUGUGUACGGGAGUGAUGGAAGGGAUUACGACAACGAGUGCUUGUUGAAGUUGGCAGCCUGCAAAUCCAAGAGCCGUAUCCUAAUCGCAGGCUUUGGUCGCUACCCCAAGACCACAACAUCGUCAGCAACUACUGAAGGCACUACUGCGGCAACUCCGACCACAUUGAUUUUCCCGACAACAGAAGCAGGACCUUGCUCUGGUGUGACUUGUGAUUCUCCACCAUACUCCACAUGCAAAGUACAGGACGACAAACCCACAUGUGUAUGCGUAGAACCAUGUCCUGAGAUUCUCAAACCUGUGUACGGGAGUGAUGGAAAGGAUUACGACAACGAGUGCUUGUUGAAGUUGGCAGCCUGCAAAUCCAAGAGCCGUAUCCUAAUCGCAGGCUUUGGUCGUUACCCCAAGACCACAACAUCGUCAGCAACUACUGAAGGCACUACUGCGGCAACUCCGACCACAUUGAUUUCCCCGACAACAGAAGCAGGACCUUGCUCUGGUGUGACUUGUGAUUCUCCACCAUACUCCACAUGCAAAGUACAGGACGACAAACCCACAUGUGUAUGCGUAGAACCAUGUCCUGAGAUUCUAAAACCUGUGUACGGGAGUGAUGGAAAGGAUUACGACAACGAGUGCUUGUUGAAGUUGGCAGCCUGCAAAUCCAAGAGCCGCAUCCUUAUCGCAGGCUUUGGUCGUUACCCCAAGACCACAACAUCGUCAGCAACUACUGAAGGCACUACUGCGGCAACUCCGACCACAUUGAUUUCCCCGACAACAGAAGCAGGACCUUGCUCUGGUGUGACUUGUGAUUCUCCACCAUACUCCACAUGCAAAGUACAGGACGACAAACCCACAUGUGUAUGCGUAGAACCAUGUCCUGAGAUUCUAAAACCUGUGUACGGGAGUGAUGGAAAGGAUUACGACAACGAGUGCUUGUUGAAGUUGGCAGCCUGCAAAUCCAAGAGCCGUAUCCUAAUCGCAGGCUUUGGUCGCUACCCCAAGACCACAACAUCGUCAGCAACUACUGAAGGCACUACUGCGGCAACUCCGACCACAUUGAUUUCCCCGACAACGGAAGCAGGACCUUGCUCUGGUGUGACUUGUGAUUCUCCACCAUACUCCACAUGCAAAGUACAGGACGACAAACCCACAUGUGUAUGCGUAGAACCAUGUCCUGAGAUUCUAAAACCUGUGUACGGGAGUGAUGGAAAGGAUUACGACAACGAGUGCUUGUUAAAGUUGGCAGCCUGCAAAUCCAAGAGCCGUAUCCUAAUCGCAGGCUUUGGUCGUUUCCCCAAGACCACAACAUCGUCAGCAACUGGUGAAGGCACUACUGCGGCAACUCCGACCACAUUGAUUUCCCCGACAACAGAAGCAGGACCUUGCUCUGGUGUGACUUGUGAUUCUCCACCAUACUCCACAUGCAAAGUACAGGACGACAAACCCACAUGUGUAUGCGUAGAACCAUGUCCUGAGAUUCUCAAACCUGUGUACGGGAGUGAUGGAAAGGAUUACGACAACGAGUGCUUGUUGAAGUUGGCAGCCUGCAAAUCCAAGAGCCGUAUCCUAAUCGCAGGCUUUGGUCGCUACCCCAAGACCACAACAUCGUCAGCAACUACUGAAGGCACUACUGCGGCAACUCCGACCACAUUGUUUUCCCCGACAACGGAAGCAGGACCUUGCUCUGGUGUGACUUGUGAUUCUCCACCAUACUCCACAUGCAAAGUACAGGACGACAAACCCACAUGUGUAUGCGUAGAACCAUGUCCUGAGAUUCUCAAACCUGUGUACGGGAGUGAUGGAAAGGAUUACGACAACGAGUGCUUGUUGAAGUUGGCAGCCUGCAAAUCCAAGAGCCGUAUCCUAAUCGCAGGCUUUGGUCGUUUCCCCAAGACCACAACAUCGUCAGCAACUACUGAAGGCACUACUGCGGCAACUCCGACCACAUUGAUUUCCCCGACAACAGAAGCAGGACCUUGCUCUGGUGUGACUUGUGAUUCUCCACCAUACUCCACAUGCAAAGUACAGGACGACAAACCCACAUGUGUAUGCGUAGAACCAUGUCCUGAGAUUCUCAAACCUGUGUACGGGAGUGAUGGAAGGGAUUACGACAACGAGUGCUUGUUGAAGUUGGCAGCCUGCAAAUCCAAGAGCCGUAUCCUAAUCGCAGGCUUUGGUCGUUACCCCAAGACCACAACAUCGUCAGCAACUACUGAAGGCACUACUGCGGCAACUCCGACCACAUUGAUUUCCCCAACAACAGAAGCAGGACCUUGCUCUGGUGUAACUUGUGAUUCUCCACCAUACUCCACAUGCAAAGUACAGGACGACAAACCCACAUGUGUAUGCGUAGAACCAUGUCCUGAGAUUCUUAAACCUGUGUACGGGAGUGAUGGAAAGGAUUACGACAAUGAGUGCUUGUUGAAGUUGGCAGCCUGCAAAUCCAAGAGCCGUAUCCUAAUCGCAGGCUUUGGUCGCUACCCCAAGAGCACAACAUCGUCAGCAACUACUGAAGGCACUACUGCGGCAACUCCGACCACAUUGAUUUCCCCGACAACAGAAGCAGGACCUUGCUCUGGUGUAACUUGUGAUUCUCCACCAUACUCCACAUGCAAAGUACAGGACGACAAACCCACAUGUGUAUGCGUAGAACCAUGUCCUGAGAUUCUCAAACCUGUGUACGGGAGUGAUGGAAAGGAUUACGACAACGAGUGCUUGUUGAAGUUGUCAGCCUGCAAAUCCAAGAGCCGUAUCCUAAUCGCAGGCUUUGGUCGUUACCCCAAGACCACAACAUCGUCAGCAACUUCUGAAGGCACUACUGCGGCAACUCCGACCACGUUGAUUUCCCCGACAACAGAAGCAGGACCUUGCUCUGGUGUGACUUGUGAUUCUCCACCAUACUCCACAUGCAAAGUACAGGACGACAAACCCACAUGUGUAUGCGUAGAACCAUGUCCUGAGAUUCUCAAACCUGUGUACGGGAGUGAUGGAAGGGAUUACGACAACGAGUGCUUGUUGAAGUUGGCAGCCUGCAAAUCCAAGAGCCGUAUCCUAAUCGCAGGCUUUGGUCGCUACCCCAAGACCACAACAUCGUCAGCAACUACUGAAGGCACUACUGCGGCAACUCCGACCACAUUGAUUUUCCCGACAACAGAAGCAGGACCUUGCUCUGGUGUGACUUGUGAUUCUCCACCAUACUCCACAUGCAAAGUACAGGACGACAAACCCACAUGUGUAUGCGUAGAACCAUGUCCUGAGAUUCUCAAACCUGUGUACGGGAGUGAUGGAAAGGAUUACGACAACGAGUGCUUGUUGAAGUUGGCAGCCUGCAAAUCCAAGAGCCGUAUCCUAAUCGCAGGCUUUGGUCGUUACCCCAAGACCACAACAUCGUCAGCAACUACUGAAGGCACUACUGCGGCAACUCCGACCACAUUGAUUUCCCCGACAACAGAAGCAGGACCUUGCUCUGGUGUGACUUGUGAUUCUCCACCAUACUCCACAUGCAAAGUACAGGACGACAAACCCACAUGUGUAUGCGUAGAACCAUGUCCUGAGAUUCUAAAACCUGUGUACGGGAGUGAUGGAAAGGAUUACGACAACGAGUGCUUGUUGAAGUUGGCAGCCUGCAAAUCCAAGAGCCGUAUCCUAAUCGCAGGCUUUGGUCGAUACCCCAAGACCACAACAUCGUCAGCAACUACUGAAGGCACUACUGCGGCAACUCCGACCACAUUGAUUUCCCCGACAACAGAAGCAGGACCUUGCUCUGGUGUGACUUGUGAUUCUCCACCAUACUCCACAUGCAAAGUACAGGACGACAAACCCACAUGUGUAUGCGUAGAACCAUGUCCUGAGAUUCUCAAACCUGUGUACGGGAGUGAUGGAAGGGAUUACGACAACGAGUGCUUGUUGAAGUUGGCAGCCUGCAAAUCCAAGAGCCGUAUCCUAAUCGCAGGCUUUGGUCGCUACCCCAAGACCGCAACAUCGUCAGCAACUACUGAAGGCACUACUGCGGCAACUCCGACCACAUUGAUUUCCCCGACAACUGAAGCAGGACCUUGCUCUGGUGUGACUUGUGAUUCUCCACCAUACUCCACAUGCAAAGUACAGGACGACAAACCCACAUGUGUAUGCGUAGAACCAUGUCCUGAGAUUCUCAAACCUGUGUACGGGAGUGAUGGAAAGGAUUACGACAACGAGUGCUUGUUGAAGUUGGCAGCCUGCAAAUCCAAGAGCCGUAUCCUAAUCGCAGGCUUUGGUCGUUUCCCCAAGACCACAACAUCGUCAGCAACUACUGAAGGCACUACUGCGGCAACUCCGACCACAUUGAUUUCCCCGACAACGGAAGCAGGACCUUGCUCUGGUGUGACUUGUGAUUCUCCACCAUACUCCACAUGCAAAGUACAGGACGACAAACCCACAUGUGUAUGCGUAGAACCAUGUCCUGAGAUUCUCAAACCUGUGUACGGGAGUGAUGGAAAGGAUUACGACAACGAGUGCUUGUUGAAGUUGGCAGCCUGCAAAUCCAAGAGCCGUAUCCUAAUCGCAGGCUUUGGUCGUUACCCCAAGACCACAACAUCGUCAGCAACUACUGAAGGCACUACUGCGGCAACUCCGACCACAUUGAUUUCCCCGACAACAGAAGCAGGACCUUGCUCUGGUGUGACUUGUGAUUCUCCACCAUACUCCACAUGCAAAGUACAGGACGACAAACCCACAUGUGUAUGCGUAGAACCAUGUCCUGAGAUUCUCAAACCUGUGUACGGGAGUGAUGGAAGGGAUUACGACAACGAGUGCUUGUUGAAGUUGGCAGCCUGCAAAUCCAAGAGCCGUAUCCUAAUCGCAGGCUUUGGUCGUUACCCCAAGACCACAACAUCGUCAGCAACUACUGAAGGCACUACUGCGGCAACUCCGACCACAUUGAUUUCCCCAACAACAGAAGCAGGACCUUGCUCUGGUGUAACUUGUGAUUCUCCACCAUACUCCACAUGCAAAGUACAGGACGACAAACCCACAUGUGUAUGCGUAGAACCAUGUCCUGAGAUUCUUAAACCUGUGUACGGGAGUGAUGGAAAGGAUUACGACAAUGAGUGCUUGUUGAAGUUGGCAGCCUGCAAAUCCAAGAGCCGUAUCCUAAUCGCAGGCUUUGGUCGCUACCCCAAGAGCACAACAUCGUCAGCAACUACUGAAGGCACUACUGCGGCAACUCCGACCACAUUGAUUUCCCCGACAACAGAAGCAGGACCUUGCUCUGGUGUAACUUGUGAUUCUCCACCAUACUCCACAUGCAAAGUACAGGACGACAAACCCACAUGUGUAUGCGUAGAACCAUGUCCUGAGAUUCUCAAACCUGUGUACGGGAGUGAUGGAAAGGAUUACGACAACGAGUGCUUGUUGAAGUUGUCAGCCUGCAAAUCCAAGAGCCGUAUCCUAAUCGCAGGCUUUGGUCGUUACCCCAAGACCACAACAUCGUCAGCAACUUCUGAAGGCACUACUGCGGCAACUCCGACCACGUUGAUUUCCCCGACAACAGAAGCAGGACCUUGCUCUGGUGUGACUUGUGAUUCUCCACCAUACUCCACAUGCAAAGUACAGGACGACAAACCCACAUGUGUAUGCGUAGAACCAUGUCCUGAGAUUCUCAAACCUGUGUACGGGAGUGAUGGAAGGGAUUACGACAACGAGUGCUUGUUGAAGUUGGCAGCCUGCAAAUCCAAGAGCCGUAUCCUAAUCGCAGGCUUUGGUCGCUACCCCAAGACCACAACAUCGUCAGCAACUACUGAAGGCACUACUGCGGCAACUCCGACCACAUUGAUUUUCCCGACAACAGAAGCAGGACCUUGCUCUGGUGUGACUUGUGAUUCUCCACCAUACUCCACAUGCAAAGUACAGGACGACAAACCCACAUGUGUAUGCGUAGAACCAUGUCCUGAGAUUCUCAAACCUGUGUACGGGAGUGAUGGAAAGGAUUACGACAACGAGUGCUUGUUGAAGUUGGCAGCCUGCAAAUCCAAGAGCCGUAUCCUAAUCGCAGGCUUUGGUCGUUACCCCAAGACCACAACAUCGUCAGCAACUACUGAAGGCACUACUGCGGCAACUCCGACCACAUUGAUUUCCCCGACAACAGAAGCAGGACCUUGCUCUGGUGUGACUUGUGAUUCUCCACCAUACUCCACAUGCAAAGUACAGGACGACAAACCCACAUGUGUAUGCGUAGAACCAUGUCCUGAGAUUCUAAAACCUGUGUACGGGAGUGAUGGAAAGGAUUACGACAACGAGUGCUUGUUGAAGUUGGCAGCCUGCAAAUCCAAGAGCCGUAUCCUAAUCGCAGGCUUUGGUCGAUACCCCAAGACCACAACAUCGUCAGCAACUACUGAAGGCACUACUGCGGCAACUCCGACCACAUUGAUUUCCCCGACAACAGAAGCAGGACCUUGCUCUGGUGUGACUUGUGAUUCUCCACCAUACUCCACAUGCAAAGUACAGGACGACAAACCCACAUGUGUAUGCGUAGAACCAUGUCCUGAGAUUCUCAAACCUGUGUACGGGAGUGAUGGAAGGGAUUACGACAACGAGUGCUUGUUGAAGUUGGCAGCCUGCAAAUCCAAGAGCCGUAUCCUAAUCGCAGGCUUUGGUCGCUACCCCAAGACCGCAACAUCGUCAGCAACUACUGAAGGCACUACUGCGGCAACUCCGACCACAUUGAUUUCCCCGACAACUGAAGCAGGACCUUGCUCUGGUGUGACUUGUGAUUCUCCACCAUACUCCACAUGCAAAGUACAGGACGACAAACCCACAUGUGUAUGCGUAGAACCAUGUCCUGAGAUUCUCAAACCUGUGUACGGGAGUGAUGGAAAGGAUUACGACAACGAGUGCUUGUUGAAGUUGGCAGCCUGCAAAUCCAAGAGCCGUAUCCUAAUCGCAGGCUUUGGUCGUUUCCCCAAGACCACAACAUCGUCAGCAACUACUGAAGGCACUACUGCGGCAACUCCGACCACAUUGAUUUCCCCGACAACGGAAGCAGGACCUUGCUCUGGUGUGACUUGUGAUUCUCCACCAUACUCCACAUGCAAAGUACAGGACGACAAACCCACAUGUGUAUGCGUAGAACCAUGUCCUGAGAUUCUCAAACCUGUGUACGGGAGUGAUGGAAAGGAUUACGACAACGAGUGCUUGUUGAAGUUGGCAGCCUGCAAAUCCAAGAGCCGUAUCCUAAUCGCAGGCUUUGGUCGUUACCCCAAGACCACAACAUCGUCAGCAACUACUGAAGGCACUACUGCGGCAACUCCGACCACAUUGAUUUCCCCAACAACAGAAGCAGGACCUUGCUCUGGUGUGACUUGUGAUUCUCCACCAUACUCCACAUGCAAAGUACAGGACGACAAACCCACAUGUGUAUGCGUAGAACCAUGUCCUGAGAUUCUUAAACCUGUGUACGGGAGUGAUGGAAAGGAUUACGACAACGAGUGCUUGUUGAAGUUGGCAGCCUGCAAAUCCAAGAGCCGUAUCCUAAUCGCAGGCUUUGGUCGCUACCCCAAGAGCACAACAUCGUCAGCAACUACUGAAGGCACUACUGCGGCAACUCCGACCACAUUGAUUUCCCCGACAACAGAAGCAGGACCUUGCUCUGGUGUAACUUGUGAUUCUCCACCAUACUCCACAUGCAAAGUACAGGACGACAAACCCACAUGUGUAUGCGUAGAACCAUGUCCUGAGAUUCUCAAACCUGUGUACGGGAGUGAUGGAAAGGAUUACGACAACGAGUGCUUGUUGAAGUUGUCAGCCUGCAAAUCCAAGAGCCGUAUCCUAAUCGCAGGCUUUGGUCGUUACCCCAAGACAACAACAUCGUCAGCAACUACUGAAGAUCCUUGCACAAAUGCAGUAUGCACUGCCCCUUUUGCCAUCUGCUUGGCGGUGGAAAGAGAGGCGAUUUGUACCUGUCGCUCCUGCCCUUUGAUCAACAUACCGGUUUGUGGUUCGGAUGGUGCUCAGUACGAUAGCGAAUGCGCCUUGCAGCAGCAGGCCUGCCAAACCGACACUGAUAUCACAGUGAUCAGCGAAGGACCUUGUCCGACGACUGAGCCACUGACUUCCACUAAAGUGACCACAACUGCAGCUGAUCCAUGUGCUGGCUUCAACUGCGAUUCACCGCCGUUCUCGACAUGUAAAGUUCAGGAUGACGGCAAACCAGCUUGCGUGUGUCCACCCAAAUGCGAGAAAGUCUACGACCCCGUCUAUGGAUCAGAUGGAAAGAACUACGACAAUGAGUGCGAGCUUAAACGGGCAGCGUGCACAUCCAAUAGACGUAUCAUCUUGGCCGGCAGAGGACGUGUCCCAACCACAACACCACUGCCAACUACAACACCUUUACCAACAACUGAAGCAACGACUACUGAACUUCCAACAACACCAGAUCCAUGUGCUGGCUUUAGCUGCGAUUCACCACCGUUCUCGACAUGUAAAGUUCAGGAUGACGGCAAACCAGCUUGCGUGUGUCCACCCCAGUGCGAGAAAGUCUACGACCCAGUCUAUGGAUCAGAUGGAAAGAAUUACGACAACGAGUGCGAGCUUAAACGGGCAGCGUGCACAUCCAAUAGACGUAUCAUUUUGGCCGGCAGAGGACGUGUCCCAACCACAACUCCAGUGCCAACGACAACGCAAGAUCCAUGCGCUGGCUUUAACUGCGAUUCACCGCCGUACUCGACAUGCAAAGUUCAGGAUAACGGCAAACCAGCUUGCGUGUGUCAAUCUGGAUGUUCAAAGAUUCUUAAGCGCGUGCGCGGAUCAGACGGCAAGAUCUACGACAAUGAGUGUUUGCUGAAACUAGCAGCUUGUACCACCAACAAGCGUAUUAUUUUGGAGGCCUUCCUGGGACCGCCAACCACGCCAACACCUACCACAACGCCAAUUCCGAGAACGGAAGUGACCCGCCCCUCUACACCAACUACAGGAGCGUACCCAUGUGUCGGCUAUCUGUGCACAUGGCCGCCUUACUCUACCUGUCGGGUGAGUGAUGGUAAGCCAAGCUGCGUGUGUCCUCCUGGUUGCCCUAAGAUCUUGCGACAUGUCUGUGGCUCCGAUGGCACAACCUACGACAAUAGCUGCUUGCUAAGGCUGACUGCUUGUCAACAGAAGAAACGAAUAAGAGUCAGGGGCUUUGGACAUUGUCCAUCCACACCGAAGCCCAGUGUUACUCCAAGCCCAACAGUGGACCCUUGCUCUGGUUAUCAGUGCAAGUCACCGCCCUUCUCGACUUGCCGGGCUCAAGAUGGCAAGCCCGUGUGUGUCUGCCCGCCUGGCUGUCCGUCUGAAGUGAAGCCCGUUUGUGGAACUGAUGGCGUCACGUACGAUAAUCUGUGCUCCCUGAGACUCAAGGCGUGUACAGACAACACCAGGACGCGGUUCAAAGCCUUCGGAGAAUGUGGUAGAACUACCGUUCCUCCGGUAUCCACAAGCAGCCCGACCCCUACCCCACAAGAUCCGUGCACUGGCUUCAACUGCGACACACCGCCGUACUCAACAUGUAAAGUUCAGGAUGACGGCAAACCAGCUUGCGUGUGUCCUUCUAAAUGUCCCGAGAUUCUUAAGCGCGUGCGUGGAUCAGACGGCAAGAUCUACGACAAUGAGUGUUUGCUGAAACAGGCAGCUUGUACCACCAACAAGCGUAUAAUUAUGGAGGCCUUCUUGGGACCACCCACCACGCCACCCCCUAUAACGACGGCAAUUCCGACAACGAAAGCAACCGCAACUCCAGUACCAACCACAACUUCUCUGCCAUCGACAACCCAAGUACCGACGACGCAAGAUCCAUGUGCUGGCUUCAACUGUGAUUCACCACCGUACUCGACAUGUAAAGUUCAGGAUGACGACAAACCAGCUUGCGUGUGUCCACCCAAAUGCGAGAAAGUCUACGACCCAGUCUAUGGAUCAGAUGGAAAGAACUACGACAACGAGUGCGAGCUUAAACGGGCAGCGUGCACAUCCAAUAGACGUAUCAUUUUGGCCGGCAGAGGACGUGUCCCAACUACAUCACCACCCACCACAACACCCGUGCCGACAAGUCCUGAUGAUCCAUGUGCUGGCUUCAACUGCGAUUCACCACCGUACUCGACAUGUAAAGUUCAGGAUGACGACAAACCAGCUUGCGUGUGUCCACCCAAAUGCGAGAAAGUCUACGACCCAGUCUAUGGAUCAGAUGGAAAGAACUACGACAACGAGUGCGAGCUUAAACGGGCAGCGUGCACAUCCAAUAGACGUAUCAUUUUGGCCGGCAGAGGACGUGUCCCAACUACAUCACCACCCACCACAACACCCGUGCCGACAAGUCCUGAUGAUCCAUGUGCUGGCUUCAACUGCGAUUCACCACCGUACUCGACCUGUAAAGUUCAGGAUGACGACAAACCAGCUUGCGUGUGUCAAUCUGGAUGUUCAAAGAUUCUUAAGCGCGUGCGCGGAUCAGACGGCAAGAUCUACGACAAUGAGUGUUUGCUGAAACUAGCAGCUUGUACCACCAACAAGCGAAUUAUUUUGGAGGCCUUCCUGGGACCGCCAACCACUCCGCCAUCUACAACAACACCAGUUCCAACAACAAAAGAUCUUUGUGAGGGAGUUGAAUGCGACGCACCUUAUGCCACUUGUGUGAGCGUAGACGGGACCCCGACAUGCGUCUGCCCGCGAAGGUGUCCCAAGAAGCUUAUGCCAGUGUGCGGCUCCGAUGGCAAAACAUACAACAAUGAGUGUCUAAUGCGAGCUGCCUCUUGCAAAGCCAAUAAAAAUAUCACCGUAUCUAGCUACUUCCCUUGUCCGGAGACAGUUCCUCCAAUCACUACUACUUCUCCGCCAUCGCAAGUGAAAUGUAAAGGGAUUGUUGAUGUCGCUUUCUUGGUCGACUCGUCUGGUAGCAUCGGACGCAGAAACUGGGUCAAGAUGAAGGCCUUUGUGAAUAGUGUCAUCAAGGAAUUCACUGUUGGACCCGAUGGAAAUCACAUGGCCGCCGUCGUAUACAGCACAGGGGCAGAAGUAGCAUUCGACUUUAACUCUUUGCAAGGUUCACAAAUUACUGUAGAGGGCUAUAAGACAUUUGUGGACCGCAUGCGACACCAGCGAGGAUACACAUUUAUUGACAAGGCGCUCGCUUUAGCAAACGAGCAGGUCUUCACUACCGCUAAAGGAAUGAGAACCAAUGUUGCGAAGGUUGCAAUUGUUAUAACUGACGGCAUCCAAACCAAAGAUCAAGGUCCCUUCACCCAGCUUGAUAGAGCUGCUCAACCCAUCAAGGAGAAGGGAGUGAAUAUCUACGCUCUUGGAAUCGGCACAGAUCUGGACUUGCCAGACUUGAAGCGCAUGGCUAGCUCUGCUGACAACGUGCUCACGGCUGAAUCCUUUGACGACUUGUUGAUUGUGAUUGAUGAGAUCAAAUCCAAGAUCUGCCUCCAAGUCCCUGUUGGAACACUCCCACCAACAACGUUAACAGCCCCGACGACAACCCAAGCACCAACAACAGCUGAUCCAUGUGCUGGCUUCAACUGCGAUUCACCACCGUACUCGACAUGUGAAGUUCAGGAUGACGGCAAACCAGCUUGCGUGUGUCCACCCAAAUGCGAGAAAGUCUACGACCCCGUCUAUGGAUCAGAUGGAAAGAAUUACGACAACGAGUGCGAGCUUAAACGGGCAGCUUGCACAACCAACAAACGUAUUAUCUUGGCCGGCAGAGGACGUGUCCCAACCACAAAAUCACUGCCAACUACAACACCUCUACCAACAACUGAAGCAACGACUACUGAACUUCCAACAACACCAGAUCCAUGUGCUGGCUUUAGCUGCGAUUCACCACCGUACUCGACAUGUAAAGUUCAGGAUGACGGCAAACCAUCUUGCGUGUGUCCACCCAAAUGCGAGAAAGUCUACGACCCUGUCUAUGGAUCAGAUGGAAAGAAUUACGACAACGAGUGCGAGCUUAAACGGGCAGCUUGCACAACCAACAAACGUAUUAUCUUGGCCGGCAGAGGACGUGUCCCAACCACAAAAUCACUGCCAACUACAACACCUCUACCAACUGAAGCAACGACUACUGAACUUCCAACAACACCAGAUCCAUGUGCUGGCUUUAGCUGCGAUUCACCACCGUACUCGACAUGUAAAGUUCAGGAUGACGGCAAACCAUCUUGCGUGUGUCCACCCAAAUGCGAGAAAGUCUACGACCCUGUCUAUGGAUCAGAUGGAAAGAAUUACGACAACGAGUGCGAGCUUAAACGGGCAGCUUGCACAACCAACAAACGCAUUAUCUUGGCCGGCACAACCACAACACCACUGCCAACUACAACACCUCUACCAACAACUGCAGCAACGACUGUUGCACUUCCAACAACACCAGUUGAGUGCAAGGGAAUCGUUGAUUUGGCGUUUUUGGUAGACUCCUCUGGUAGUAUCGGACGCAGAAACUGGGUCAAGAUGAAGGCCUUUGUGAAUAGUGUCAUCAAGGAGUUCACUGUUGGACCCGAUGGAAAUCACAUGGCCGCCGUCGUAUACAGCACAGGGGCAGAAGUAGCAUUCGACUUUAACUCUUUGCAAGGUUCACAAAUUACUGUAGAGGGCUAUAAGACAUUUGUGGACCGCAUGCGACACCAGCGAGGAUACACAUUUAUUGACAAGGCGCUCGCUUUAGCAAACGAGCAGGUCUUCACUACCGCUAGGGGAAUGAGAACCAAUGUUGCGAAGGUUGCAAUUGUUAUAACUGACGGCAUCCAAACCAAAGAUCAAGGUCCCUUCACCCAGCUUGAUAGAGCUGCUCAACCCAUCAAGGAGAAGGGAGUGAAUAUCUACGCUCUUGGAAUCGGCACAAAUCUGGACUUGCCCGACUUGAAGCGCAUGGCUAGCUCUGCUGAUAACGUGCUCACGGCUGAAUCCUUUGACGACUUGUUGAUUGUGAUUGAUGAGAUCAAAUCCAAGAUCUGCCUCCAAGUCCCUGUUGGAACACUCCCACCAACAACGUUAGCAGCCCCGACGACAACCCAAGCACCAACAACAGCUGAUCCAUGUGCUGGCUUCAACUGCGAUUCACCACCGUACUCGACAUGUGAAGUUCAGGAUGACGGCAAACCAGCUUGCGUGUGUCCACCCAAAUGCGAGAAAGUCUACGACCCCGUCUAUGGAUCAGAUGGAAAGAAUUACGACAACGAGUGCGAGCUUAAACGGGCAGCUUGCACAACCAACAAACGUAUUAUCUUGGCCGACAGAGGACGUGUCCCAACCACAAAAUCACUGCCAACUACAACACCUCUACCAACAACUGAAGCAACGACUACUGAACUUCCAACAACACCAGAUCCAUGUGCUGGCUUUAGCUGCGAUUCACCACCGUACUCGACAUGUAAAGUUCAGGAUGACGGCAAACCAUCUUGCGUGUGUCCACCCAAAUGCGAGAAAGUCUACGACCCUGUCUAUGGAUCAGAUGGAAAGAAUUACGACAACGAGUGCGAGCUUAAACGGGCAGCUUGCACAACCAACAAACGCAUUAUCUUGGCCGGCAGAGGACGUGUUCCAACCACAACACCACUGCCAACUACAACACCUCUACCAACAACUGCAGCAACGACUGUUGCACUUCCAACAACACCAGUUGAGUGCAAGGGAAUCGUUGAUUUGGCGUUUUUGGUAGACUCCUCUGGUAGUAUCGGACGCAGAAACUGGGUCAAGAUGAAGGCCUUUGUGAAUAGUGUCAUCAAGGAGUUCACUGUUGGACCCGAUGGAAAUCACAUGGCCGCCGUCGUAUACAGCACAGGGGCAGAAGUAGCAUUCGACUUUAACUCUUUGCAAGGUUCACAAAUUACUGUAGAGGGCUAUAAGACAUUUGUGGACCGCAUGCGACACCAGCGAGGAUACACAUUUAUUGACAAGGCGCUCGCUUUAGCAAACGAGCAGGUCUUCACUACCGCUAAAGGAAUGAGAACCAAUGUUGCGAAGGUUGCAAUUGUUAUAACUGACGGCAUCCAAACCAAAGAUCAAGGUCCCUUCACCCAGCUUGAUAGAGCUGCUCAACCCAUCAAGGAGAAGGGAGUGAAUAUCUACGCUCUUGGAAUCGGCACAAAUCUGGACUUGCCCGACUUGAAGCGCAUGGCUAGCUCUGCUGAUAACGUGCUCACGGCUGAAUCCUUUGACGACUUGUUGAUUGUGAUUGAUGAGAUCAAAUCCAAGAUCUGCCUCCAAGUCCCUGUUGGAACACUCCCACCAACAACGUUAGCAGCCCCGACGACAACCCAAGCACCAACAACAGCUGAUCCAUGUGCUGGCUUCAACUGCGAUUCACCACCGUACUCGACAUGUAAAGUUCAGGAUGACGGCAAACCAGCUUGCGUGUGUCCACCCAAAUGCGAGAAAGUCUACGACCCCGUCUAUGGAUCAGAUGGAAAGAAUUACGACAACGAGUGCGAGCUUAAACGGGCAGCUUGCACAACCAACAAACGUAUUAUCUUGGCCGGCAGAGGACGUGUCCCAACCACAACACCACUGCCAACUACAACACCUCCACCAACAACUGAAGCAACGACUACUGAACUUCCAACAACACCAGAUCCAUGUGCUGGCUUUAGCUGCGAUUCACCACCGUACUCGACAUGUAAAGUUCAGGAUGACGGCAAACCAGCUUGCGUGUGUCCACCCAAAUGCGAGAAAGUCUACGACCCCGUCUAUGGAUCAGAUGGAAAGAAUUACGACAACGAGUGCGAGCUUAAACGGGCAGCUUGCACAACCAACAAACGCAUUAUCUUGGCCGGCAGAGGACGUGUCCCAACCACAACACCACUGCCAACUACAACACCUCUACCAACAACUGCAGCAACGACUGUUGCACUUCCAACAACACCAGUUGAGUGCAAGGGAAUCGUUGAUUUGGCGUUUUUGGUAGACUCCUCUGGUAGUAUCGGACGCAGAAACUGGGUCAAGAUGAAGGCCUUUGUGAAUAGUGUCAUCAAGGAGUUCACUGUUGGACCCGAUGGAAAUCACAUGGCCGCCGUCGUAUACAGCACAGAGGCAGAAGUAGCAUUCGACUUUAACUCUUUGCAAGGUUCACAAAUUACUGUAGAGGGCUAUAAGACAUUUGUGGACCGCAUGCGACACCAGCGAGGAUACACAUUUAUUGACAAGGCGCUCGCUUUAGCAAACGAGCAGGUCUUCACUACCGCUAAAGGAAUGAGAACCAAUGUUGCGAAGGUUGCAGUUGUUAUAACUGACGGCAUCCAAACCAAAGAUCAAGGUCCCUUCACCCAGCUUGACAGAGCUUCUCAACCCAUCAAGGAGAAGGGUGUGAAUAUCUACGCUCUUGGAAUCGGCACAGAUCUUGACUUGCCCGACUUGAAGCGCAUGGCUAGCUCUGCUGACAACGUGCUCACGGCUAAAUCCUUUGACGAUUUGCUGAUUGUUAUUGAUGAGAUCAAGUCAAAGGUUUGCCUCGAUGUACCAGUGGGGACAUUACCGCCAUUACCAACGACCACACAAAUAUUGCCGACGACACCAGCAAAAUGCGAUGGGGUCGUAGACUUGAGUUUCAUUGUCGACUCUUCUGGCAGUAUUGGGCGAAGAAACUGGGACAAGAUGAAAGCAUUCUUGAAGGACUUUGUAAGAGCCUUCAAUGUCGGACCUGAUAAGAAUCACGUGGCUGCAAUUGCAUACAGCACAGAUGCAGAGGUGGUGUUCGACUUUAACCGUCUAAAAGGUUCCAGCGUGACUGUGUCGGCGUACGAAUCUCUUCUCGAUGGCAUGCCACAUCAAAAGGGUUUAACGUAUAUUGACAAAGCCUUGCUUCUAGCAGAUUCAAGUAUAUUUAGGACUGCUGCCGGCAUGCGUCCAAAUGCGGUCAAGUUCGCAAUCGUACUGACAGAUGGUCAGCAGACUAAAGACAGAGGACCUUACACUGCUCUUGACGUGGCAUCUCAGCCGUUAAAGGAUAGGGGAGUACAUGUAUAUUCUGUCGGCAUCGGUCUUGACGUCGAUAUCUUUGAGCUCGCACAAAUUGCUUCAAAGGACGAGAACGUGUUCUCCGCUACAUCAUUCGACACAUUGUCCGGACUAGGACAGCAGAUACUUCAACAUUUCUGCGCUUACUUGUCGACCUUACCGAAGCAGACAACCGCACAUGUUUUGUCAACUUCCCCUCAGCCAACGAGCUUAGCUCCUCUUGUUGGGGCGCCGGGAUCUCUGGAUGUCGGUAUUGUGGCUGAUUCCUCUGAGGACAUUUCACCUGAAGACUGGGACAAAAUCAAGAGAUUUAUGAGAACAUUUGUUGGCAGGUUCCCUAAAGUUUCUUCUAGCCCAGAUGGCACGCGUUUUGGUCUUAUCAGCUAUUCUGAGAAUCCCGCAGUCCACUUUGACUUCCGGGCGCUUGAAGGUUCGCGGCUGAACACCGGAGAAGUACAAAAACUUGUAGACAGCACCCCGCGACGCCCUGGCGCCACAAGGAGACUUGAUCGUGCACUUUAUAUGGCAGAGACAGACCUGUUCAGCAACAAAGGUGGAGCCAGACAAGGCUCGCAAAAGUAUUUGCUGGUUAUGGUGACAGCCCCACAAGGAACAGAUAAACCUUACACAGAACCAUCCGAGAUAGCCAAGCGCCUCCAAGCAAAUGGUGUCAGGAUUUACCCAGUAGCUAUCGGAAAUGUGAAACAGUCGGAAGUCCUGGGACUAACGCCCCACGCGGAUGAUGUUGUCUAUGCCCCAGGGUAUACAGAGCUACAGCCGAAAGCUGCUAGCUUGGCACCGGCUCUUCAGAAAGAUCGACCUGUAUCCUUUAUGGACGUGGUGUUUCUGGUUGACUCGUCAGUUACUGUUGACUGGCGUAGCAUGCUUGCCUUCGCCAAAUCUUUCUUACGCUGGUUCUACAUUACCCCUGAUGACACACACGUCGCCUUUGUAUCAUAUAGUGAUGGUGCAGACAUCGCCUUCUCGUUCCCUAUAAUUCGGCCAGGCCAGCGCUACAGUGUAGAUGAUGUACGCUCAUUUAUUGAUCGUGCUAGAUGGCUCAGGGGUAUACAGAGGAAUCUCUAUGCUGGAUUACAGUUGGUGCCUACUGUCUUCUCAAAACAAUAUGGUGGCAGACCUGAAGCGAGAAAGAUUCUGCUGAUAUUCACGGGGGGAUCCUGGGCGCCGCAGUACCGGUCCUUCCGCCAGAGAAGCCUGAACCAAUUAAAGAACAGCGAAGUUGAGGUUUUCACCAUGGGCAUUGGGAGAGGUAUUAACAAACCACAACUAAAUGAAGCUGCAAGCAGGCCAAACAACGUCUUCACCGCUCCAUCAUACGCUGAAAUGCCCAAGGAGGAACGACCUUUGGUCGAAACCAUAGUAUUCGGCUCGACAAAGCGUGAUCAGCCUGUCGAUUACUCUGGCGCGCUGGAUGUAGGAAUCCUAGUUGAUUCCUCUGAGGACAUUAGCCCUCAAAACUGGCAACAGAUCAUCGCUUAUACCAAAGACUUUGUUGGGCGAUUCCCGAACGUCUCACCUUCUUCACAAGGCACUAGGUUUGGCCUGAUCAGCUACGCAAACAACCCCGCCAUCCAUUUCAACUUUAAGGCCCUACAAGGUCAAGCAAUCAGCACCAAUGGCUUCCAAAGACUGAUCGAGUCGACACCAAGACGUCCUGGCAGUGACAGGAGGAUUGAUCUGGCUUUGCAAAUGGCCCAGAACGACCUCUUCAGCACCAACGGUGGAGCCCGCGAAGGUGCAAGGAGGUACCUCCUUGUUAUCGUUACUGGGCCCCAGUGGACAAGUGGACAAUACACAAGACCAUCUGAAGUUGCAAAACAGUUGCGUGAUUCCGGUUAUAAAAUCUACACAGUUGGUGUUGGAGGAAACUUCAGACGUCCCGAGGUGCGAGGCAUGGCGAAUGGAGCAGGAUAUGUCACAUACAUUCCUGAUUACCCACAAAUGAAGGCAUCGGCAGCAGACUUGGCACCUGCAUUUGCAGAAGGUCGUCCUCGCUACUAUGACGUCGUGUUUGUUGUCGACUCAUCUGGAGGCGUCGACUGGCAGCAGAUGCAGACCUUCGCCAAGAACUUCAUCGAUUACUUCGACAUCAGUCCACAGGGCACACAUGUCGCCUUCGUUAAAUACAGUAGUGGCGUAGACGUGGCUUUCUCCUUCCCCACCUUAGUUUCCCCCGACUCUCAAUACACAGCUGCCGGCGUUAAGCGAUUAAUCGAUAGAGUACGACAGGACAGCAGUGAUCAACGUAACGUACAGAUGGGACUUCAGAUGGCGAGGAACUUGUUCAACCCUCAGUUUGGUGGCCGUCCUGAUGCACGAAGGCUUGUGUUGCUCUUCACUGGAGGGAUGUGGCCCACAAGGUAUAGCUCUCAAUGGGUCCGCGAGGUUCAGCAACUUACGAACGCCAAGGCUGUGGUCUACACUAUUGGUGUCGGUCCAAACGUCAAUAGAGCUCAGCUAGAGACCACCAUCACGUCUCCCAACAACUUGUUCACCCCCAAUUCGUACUCCGCCCUGCCUCAAGAGAGCAAACCACUCAUACAGACGGUCAUCUUUGGAUCGGCAAGGCGAGAGCAACCGGAUGCCGGCGCGCUGGAUGUAGGAAUCCUAGUUGAUUCCUCUGAGGACAUAAGCCCUCAAAACUGGCAACAGAUAAUCGCUUAUGCCAAAGACUUUGUUGGGCGAUUCCCGAACGUCUCACCUUCUUCACAAGGCACUCGGCUUGGCCUCAUCAGCUACGCAAACAACCCCGCCAUCCAUUUCAACUUCAAAGCCCUUCAAGGUCAAGCAAUCAGCACCAAUGGCUUCCAAAGACUGAUCGACUUAACACCAAGACGUCCAGGCAGUAACAGGAGAAUUGAUCUGGCUUUGCAAAUGGCCCAGAACGACCUGUUCAGUACCAACGGUGGAGCCCGCCAAGGUGCAAGGAGGCACCUCCUUGUUAUUGUUACCGGGCCCCAGUGGACAGAUGGACAAUACACCAGACCAUCUGAAGUUGCCAAACAGUUGCGUGACUCCGGUUAUAAAAUCUACACAGUUGGUGUUGGAGGAAACUUCAGACGUCCUGAGGUGCGAGGCAUGGCAAAUGGAGCAGGAUACGUCACAUACAUUCCUGAUUACCCACAAAUGAAGACAUCGGGAGCAGACUUGGCACCUGCAUUUACACAAGGACGACCGCUAUACUAUGACCUGGCAUUUGUCGUUGACUCCUCUCGAGACGUCAUCUGGCCAAGGGCACAGGCUUUUGCAAAGAACUUUGUCGACUACUUUGAUAUCAGUCCCCAGGGCACGCACGUUGCCUUCCUAAAGUACAGCAACGGAGCAGAUGUCGGAUUUUCGUUCCCUCUUUCUAGCGACACAAACAAGCGUUACACGGCCGAUGACGUGAAGCGACUUAUCGAUAGAGUCCAACAGAAUCGUGGGGAUCGUAGGAGUGUCUACUUAGCCGUUCAGCUGGCGCGAAAUCUCUUCACACCCCAGUUCGGAGGCCGCCCUAAUGCCAGACAGGUCAUUGUGCUGGUCACGGGGGGCCGGUUCUCGCCCCAGAAUACUCCCGCCAGAGCACGAGAAAUCGCCGCACUGAAGCGUCAAGGAGUUCGUGUAUACGCGAUAGGAGCCGGGAGUACUGCGCAGAGACCACAGCUUAUCCAGCUCGCAAGUCGGCCCGAAUAUGUUUACAUGUACCCGUCAUACAAUCAGCUCCCAGAAACGCGACCUGCGCUCAUUGAGACAAUCAUUUUUGGAGCACCCAGGUUUGCUCCAACCAGCCCUGCCACGACAGCCAUAGUACCCAUUACGGCAGCUCCAGGAGCCAUUGAUGUGGCACUACUUCUCGAUUCAUCUGAUGACAUCAACGAUCCAAACUGGCAGAAGAUUCUUGCCUUCUCCAAAGACUUCGCCGGUAGAUUCCCCAACAUCAACCCAUCUGCGACAGGCACUCGAUUUGGACUCGUCAGUUUUGCGAACGCGCCGCGUGUCCAUUUCGAUUUCAGGAGACUGAGUGGAUCGCAGAUCAACCCAAUCGAAGUGAAGAGGCUCAUUGAUAGCACGCCCCGAGAGCAAGGGAGCGACAGACGCAUUGACCUCGCUAUCGGACUUGCCGAGACGGACCUUUUCACAACUAAAGGGGGUGCACGCAUUGGAGCGAAGAGGUACGUGCUUGUUCUGACGGCAGGACCCCAGUCUACUAAGUCUCCCAGCUCGUCCCCUGCUGACGCCUCUAAGCGCUUGCAGCAGAAGGGGGUACAAGUGUACGCCGUGGGCAUCAGACCCAACGCCCCACAAGACACUGUGAGGGGUAUCGCCUCACACGCUGACUUCUCUGCCAUGAGCGAUUAUCCAACAUUGCAAGCCAGAGCAGCGAGCCUAGCACCCGCUGUUUCCCAAGGCCGUGGACUGGUCCGUGAUAUUGUUUUCCUUGUUGACUCAUCGGAUGAUGUAGACUGGCCGCGAAUCCAGCAAUUCACCAAGUCCGUCGUGAAUCAGUUUGACGUCGCUCCAGAUGGUACGCACUUUGCCUAUGCUGUCUACAGCAACGGGGCAGGCGUAGGGUUCUCUUUUCCCACCCAGCUAGGUCCAAGUACGCGUUAUACUAAAGAGGACGUCAGCCGGCUCAUCGACAGAGUGCGCCGACAGAGGGGUUACCAGAGAAACGUACAGAUGGGAAUGCAGCUAGCGAGACAGCUCUACACAGCGCCUUUCGGCGGAAGACCCAGAGCGUUUAAGGAUCUGGUCAUUGUCUCUACCCGUCCCUGGCCUACCAGAUUCCGGCAGUCAUGGCUCUCCGAAGCACAGACCCUUCAGCGUGGCGAAGUAAGCAUCUACCCCGUGGGUAUUGGUGCUGCAGUGAGCCGGCCUCAGCUGUUGUCCGUGGCCAGCAAACCUGAAUAUGUCUACACCCCGACGUCAUACGAUGCUCUUCCUAGCGACCGGGAACCACUGGUACAAACUAUCGUUUACGGAGCACGUCCUAAGUUGGCAAUGACUACACCAGGUACUACUCCUAUAAUUACUACAGCCACGCCACCGUUGCCUACAACAGCGGCCCCUGGCGCACGAGACGUUGCCAUUGCGCUGGACUCAUCUGACGACCUUACCCCACAAAAAUGGCAACAAGUCCUCGGCUACGUCACACGCUUUGUCAGUCGCUUCCCCAAUGUAUCCCCAGCUGCGGACGGCACGCGAUUCGCCCUCAUCAGUUACGCCAACAAACCGGUAGUGCACUUCAACUUUGCUGCGCUCAAGGGCUCUCGCCUGAACAAAGAUGAGGUCUACAAAUUGGUUGGGCAAACUCCCCGAGAGCCUGGCUCUGAGCGAAGGGUCAAUGACGCCCUUCAGCUUGCCCAGACCGAUCUGUUUAGUUUGAAGGGAGGAGCGCGUCCUGGGGCCAAGAGGUACCUGUUGGUGUUCAUGGCGGGUCCGCAAGCCCAGUACCCUGGCUAUACCAAACCCUCAGAAGUCUCAAGACGCCUGCAGAAGGCUGGUGUCAGGGUCUACUCUAUCGGUGUCGCGCCGCGCAUGAUCCAGCAAGAGGUCCUUGGUGUGGCCUCACACGCAGAUGACGUCACUUACAUCAGGGACUACGCCCAGCUGCAGCCCAACGCUGACCGCCUUGCGCCAGCUCUUCAAGCAGAUCACGGUUAUUAUAUCGACCUCGUGUUUGUCGCGGAUUCCUCUGAUCCUACCUACUGGCCUCGAGUGCAGAGCUUCGCUAAGAAUAUUGUGGACUACUUCGACAUCUCGCCUCAAGGGACCCAUGUUGCCAUGGUCACGUACACGACUGGGGCUAAUGUGGCGUUCUCGUUCCCCCAAUCCUUACCAGCAAAUGCUAGGUACACACGAGAUGAUGUCAAGCGUCUUAUUGACAGGGCGCCCAGGUCCCAAGGCCGUGGCAGUAACCCAUUGGUAGCAUUCCAAUUGACGCAACAGCUUUUUACUGUACCUUUUGGGGGCAGACCUAACGCACGAAGGGUGAUUAUCUACUUAGCGGGAGCAGGUUGGCCGGCAGGAUACACAUCUCAAAUCAACCGAUACAUCGCAGGACUGAAGACAUCUCGUGCAGAGAUUUACCCAUACGGCAUCGGGCGCUACGCCAACAGACAGCAGAUAUUAGCUGCUGCUACCAGGCCGAGCUAUGCCGUGUCACUUGACUCUUACAAUGAUCUACCCAAAGAGGAGCUACCAUUGGUUGAGACCAUUGUAUUUGGAGCUCGCAGCAAACCAGCAGCUACCACCGUAGCGCCAACCACUGCAGUACCCCAGAAAGUCCUGGACGUCGCAUUAGUUGUGGACACCUCGACCAGUAUUCAGCCUCAGCACUGGGCCGCCAUCCAGGAGUUCCUAAAGGGAUUUGUUGAGAAGGUGAACAACAUCUCGCCCGAUCCAGACAGCACCCGCUUCGGGGUCAUCAGCUACGCUACUAGUCCCAUGAUCUUCUUCCGGUUUAACACACUCAAAGGCAACCAACUAGGCGUGAGACAAAUACAGGGCCUGCUAGACCGCAUCCCAAGACAAGCCGGACAGGACAGGAGAAUCGACCUUGCUGUCCAAAUGGCAGGAGACGAGCUUUUUAGCCGCAAUGGGGGGACCAGACCGAACGCUAGAAAGGUAAUGGUUGUAUUGUUCACAUCUCCUCAAACCAAAGCCCAAGGUCGUCUACCAUCAGAGGUUGCUAGAAGCCUACAUAACCGGGGAGUCAGGAUUUACGGCGUUGGCAUGGGACCUGAGUUUCCUCAGCCGCAAACAUUAUGGACUGCAUCGUACGCUGAUUACGUCUACUACACGUACUACUACACCGGCCAAGACAGGCUGCCCAUCUACUCACAGCCUCUUGCUGACGGCGUGUUACAAGGCCGUGGAUACUACCGAGACAUCGUGUUCAUAGUAGACUCGUCCGAUCGCGUGAACUGGGACGAGACUCUCUUUUUCUCCAAGUACAUCACUGGUGCUUUUGAUGUCUCGCCAAAAGGAACCCACUUCGCGUACAUCACAUACGCCAACAGCGCCUCAACGGACUUCCACUUCCCUACGAACCUCGCCCCUGACUCCAGAUACGAUCAAGAGAUGGUGGAAGCCCAGAUCGAUUCCAUUAGAAGAGUCAAUAGAGGCACAGGCCGUGAUAUCCGAGCUGCGUUUGACCUUGCUUACAAAGUCCUGACCACCCCAGCACUUGGGGCAAGGACCGAUGCUCGAAAGGAGGUGAUCGUACUGUCGUCCGGCGCAUGGCCAGAUGCAGCAUCACCGCAAAACCCUCCAGAAUGGCGUACCCCGGCAGACCGGCUCAACAGGCUUGCUAACAUGUACGCCGUCGGCGUCCGGCCAAAUGCCAGACAGCUGCAACUAGAGUGGGCAACAGGCAGCCCGGAAAAUGUUUUCAUGGUUGGCCAGUACCCUGACCUUAGACAAAUAUGGAGAGACGUAGUCUACCGAAUCGUGUACUACAAAGAGUUGACGAGGCCACUGGACAUCGCCUUUGCGCUUGACUCAUCAACUGAUAUCAGCAAUGAUAACUGGGCCUACAUGCUUUCCUUUGUCCGUGACGUCAUCCAGAGAAUAGACAACAUCUCCCCAGAUCCGACAGGAACAAGAGUCGGCCUCAUUAGCUACGCCUCAAGCCCUAUCUUACAUCUGGCCUUCAAUUCCUUCAGAGGGGAUCAGUUAAACCUGGCUCAGGUCCAGAGAAUGGUUGACAGGUUGCCUCGACAGCGUGACACCGUGCGUAGGAUAGACAGGGCCCUAGAUACCGCGCGAACUGUGCUCUUCGCAGCUCAAGGUGGAGCCAGACCACACUCACGAAAGGUUUUCGUAGUGCUGUCCGCGGCACCUCAGACAAGCAAUGUCCAAGACUCCUAUCUUUUGGACGCCAGCAGUUCUACUUACGCCAGCGGGAUCAAGGUGUACGGAAUCGGGGUUGGGCCUUUAUUCGACCAGGCCCACACGCUAAGGACAGCCUCCCUUGCCGACUAUGUGUACUAUAACUAUGAGUACAAACAAGUGCCAUCGCUUGCUGCGCCUUUUGCCACUGCGAUACCGAAAGGUGUUGGACGUUACCUUGAUCUCGGCUUUUUGGUUGACUCUUCACGUACCGUUGACUGGGACCAAAUGAUCCGCUAUGUUCGUUACCUUCUUGAAUCGUUUGAUAUUUCCAAGUUUGGCACCCAUGUGGGAUUCAUCAGCUACUCGGACAGCGCCAAUCUUGGCUUUGACUUUGCUUCUGUCGAGCAGCCCAGCGUCAUGACUGUCGGUAAUUUGAUAAACGGCUUGAAACCACAGAGGGGAACAGAUCGACGCAUUGACCUUGCACUUAAGAUGGCCGUGGAUGAUCUGUUACAGACAAGCAGAGGGAUGCGACCAGAGGCCAGGAAGGGUCUUGUAAUCCUUGCGGGCGGUAUGUGGCCUUCUGAGCUGCUUGCGCAGUGGCAGGCGACCGCCGUCAACCUGAGAAAAAGCGGAGUGGACUUGUACGCUAUUGGCGUCGGCGCAGAUGCCAAUAGACCACAGCUUGAAAUAGUCGCCACCAACCCAGGCUAUGUCUUCACACCUAUAUCUUAUCCUGCGCUUACCAAGGAGAGGGAGUCGGUAGUGAGAACUAUAGUCUAUGGAGCCCGAGAAGAACCCAUUAAACCACUCGAUGUGGGUCUUAUUGUGGACUCGUCCAGCGACAUCGCUGACGCCAACUGGCAAUACAUCAUCAAUUACCUCCGCGCUUUAGUUGACGGUAUCGAUAACGUCUCACCCAAACCAGAUGGCACUCGCUUUGGUCUCAUCAGCUUUGCCGAUAACCCUGCCGUCAUCUUCAACUUCAACCGAUUGCGAGGCGCGCAGCUGAAUGCAGGCGAGGUGACGAAGCUGAUUGAUGGCACUCUACGACAGCCGGGCAGCAGUAGGCGAAUCGACCUCGCACUCGAGAGCGCUGAUAGAGACCUCUUCAGCAAGUCGGGGGGUGCAAGGCCCGGAUCGCAAAGGAUCCUUGUAGUGAUCAUGGGUGGCCCGCAACUCUUCAACCAAAAGCGCCCGCUGAGCACGGCGGCAGAGCAGCUCCACCGACACGGCUACCGCACUUACGUGGUUGGAGUAGGAGAUAGGUACCUUCAGCCUGAGACCCUGCAAGUCGCUUCCUACGCUGACUACAUCUACUACAACGACUAUCCUAGAAUUACGACUGCUAUUGCGCCGAGGAUGAGCAAGGACAUCGUCAAAGGUCGCGGAGCAUACCUUGACAUCGGCUUUGUGGUGGACUCGUCCAACACCGUCAACUGGCGCCAAAUGCAGAUAUUUACCCAGUCCGUGGCCAAGCGCUUCGACAUCUCGGACAUAGGCACGCACAUUGGCUAUGUGACGUUCAGUGAUAGUGCAAACAUUGCGUUCCCGCUGAAUGCCUUGUCAGGUCCCGCCUACACCUACGACGGAAUCCAUCGCUUGAUUGAUAACGUUCCGCACAGGCUAGGAGUACAGAGGAGACUGGGCCAGGGUCUGGACGUGGUCUAUGGAGACCUCUUCAGCCAACGUUAUGGUGUACGUGCCGGGGCAAGAAAGAUUGUGAUCGUGUUCACAACAGGCCGUUGGCCAACAGAUCGCCCAGGCUGGGAUAACUCCCUUAGGCAGCUAAAGAAAUUGCAAUACGAUAUGUUUGUUGUCGGUAUCGGCCGCGACUUAGACUAUAGCCACUUGACAGAUGUCGCCACAAAACCAGGCUACAUUUUUACAGCAGAUGACUACCCGGCACUCACACCCCUCAGGCCUAACCUCAUCAGGGUAAUCGUCUUUGGAGCUAUGGUAACCCCACUGGACGUAGCCAUAGCUGUAGACUCGUCCCCCGAUAUUAGCGCGGCCUACUGGCAGUACUUACUCAACUUUAUCAAGAACUUCAUCACAAAGAUAGACAACAUCUCUCCCAGCGCAGACGGCAACCGCUUUGGUCUGGUCAGUUACGCAGCACAGCCAGCUGUUAUCUUUAACUUCAACAGCCUUAAGGGCAUCCGGCUGAAUCUUCGCGAGGUGCUGACCCUAGUGGAUAGCGCAGCAAGGCAGACUGGAGAACCACGAAGAGUUGAUUAUGCUCUACAGACCGUCAGAAGAGACCUUUUCAGCCCGCGCGGCGGUUCCAGAUCCAACGCUAGAAAGGUUCUUGUCGUGAUUUACGCUGGGGCCCAGGCAGCCGGUGAAGUUAAGCCCUUGUACAAUGAGUAUCGUAGUCUAGACCAGUCCGGAGUCACGGUUUACACAGUUGGCACUGGCCGGAACUUCCAGCAACCGGAAGUACUAUGGACUGCUUCGCACGCGGAUUACGUAUACUAUGACUACAAGUACGACAGCCUACCAAGGCACGGCUCGCGACUUGGCCAACACGUCAAUAUGAACCACGGUGCCUACAUGGACGUUGGCUUUAUCGUAGACUCGUCAAAUAACGUCGACUGGCGUCAGAUGCUAUCAUACGUCAAGUCUAUCCUUGGCUCUUUCGACAUUUCCCACCGCGGCACCCACAUCGGCUUCAUCACGUACAGUGACUCGGCCACCAUCGCCUUCCCCUUUAACAUCGUCAGCGGCACCCGUUACACCGUGACGGCUAUCAGUCAGCUGGUGGACGGCGUCAGACACAUGCGCGGUACAGACAGAAGGAUCGACCUCGCCCUGCAGCUCGCCUAUUCACAGCUCUACACAAGUGGCUAUGGAGCACGAGAUGGGGCUAGGCGGGUUCUGGUAAUCCUCACUAGUGGCCAGUGGCCCAGCGCACGCCAAGCUGCCUGGGAACAGGCGGUGAACCAGCAUCAAAACUUUGAUAGAUAUGUAAUAGGCGUUGGUUCAAAUGUAGCACCAGCCCAACUAGAGUCGGUGGCUUCUGAGCCCGGUUAUGUCUUCACUCCUGUUUCGUACGCCGAUAUGAACAAACAGUACCAGACCGUGGUCCAGGUCAUUGUGUUUGGAGCCCUAGUACGUCCCAUGGAUAUCGGCAUCGUGGUUGACUCCUCUCCGGAUAUCACACCCCAGUACUGGCAAUACAUCAUGACAUACAUCCAGGACUUCAUUUCAAGUUUCCCUAACGUGUCGCCCGCUUAUGAUGGCACGCGCUUCGGCCUGAUAAGCUAUGCUGCGCAGCCCCGAGUACACUUCGAUUUCAAGUCGGUUCCUGCUAGCCUUAUAAGCACACGAGAAUACACGACACGCGUGGCGAGGACUCCCAGAGAGACGGGUGCCCUGCGUAGGAUAGACAGGGCCAUUGACAUGGCUCGCACGGAUCUGUUCAGCGAAAGUGGAGGAGCGAGACCAGGGUCUAUAAGGAUCAUGCUUGUGUUGUUCGGCGGUCCGCAUUCGUCAGGGCAGUACCCCACACCUCAAUACGCAUCCCAACAGCUCCAGCAAGCAGGCGUCCGCGUCUAUACUGUCGGGUACGGAAGAACAUUUAGGCAACCCGAGGUGCUGUGGACCGCAUCACACGCGGACUGGGUCUAUUACCGCUACGACUACGAGCAAUUACCGCAGAUCUCCCAGCCUCAAGGCAAUGCCGUCAGACAAGGCCAUGGCGCUUAUCUAGAUGUAGGGUUCGUGGUGGAUUCGUCAAACUCCGCAAACUGGCCCUUAAUGCAGGGAUACUCGCGCUACAUCGUCAACUCCUUCCAAGUCUCUCAAAUCGGAACCCACAUCGGCUAUAUUACCUAUAGUAACGACGCUAGCAUCAACUUUGGCUUCAACGCUCUUAGCGGGGCUGCGUACACUGUUUCUGGGGUCAACAAGCUGAUUGACGGCAUCUCGCAUCGUCGCGGUAAUAACCGGUAUAUCCAUCAAGGUUUGCAAGUGGCAGAAAGGGACUUGUUUUCUUCCAGAUACGGCGCCCGUCAAGAUGCACGCAGGAUUCUGAUCAUCAUCACAAGUGGACCGUGGCCCACCCAGUACGCGAGUGCGUGGCGCGACCAGAUGGCGGCCCUCAGGAUAAGGAACUUCGAUACGUACGUGAUCGGUAUGGGUAGAACGUUCGAACGUUCUCAACUACAAGAGGUCGCCUCCCGACCAGCCUACUACUGGGAGUACCCAUCCUACCCACAGCCUAACGACUACCGCGAGCUGGUGCAAGUCAUCAUCUUCGGGCGAGAUCCAUGCUACGCAUCCGACUGCGCCGAGAAGCGUCCGUAUUCCACUUGCCAAGCUGUUAAUGGCCAGCCAACAUGUGUGUGUAACAAGAAUUGCCCUAGUACCAGUAAGCCGGUCUGCGGCUCAGACGGCAAAACCUACAAGAACGAGUGUGAACUGAAACGUGCCGCGUGUGAGAGCAAGAAAAACGUAACGGUAGCAUCCCAAGGCGAAUGCGUCUUCAAGUGCAAGGCCAAGGCCGACCUGGCUUUCCUUAUUGACUCGUCAGGUAGUAUAGGACGAAGAAGCUGGGAGCGCCUCUUGACGUUUGUCAAGGCUGUCAUUGAUGAGUUCCCUGUGGGUGCCGAUGGGACACACGUAGGCCUAGUGGCGUACAGUACCGACGCAAAUGUGGAAUACCGCUUCAACACCUUACAAGGAUCCGCCGUCACUAAGGCUGGCUAUGGGGCAAUGACAGAUAGAGUGCAGCACCAGAGAGGGUAUACCUUUAUUGACAAAGCCCUGCUACUGGCCAAUAGUGAUCUAUUUACUACUGCCAAUGGCAUGAGGGACGGUGUAAAGAAGGUGGCCUUGAUGAUAACUGACGGACAGCAGACCGAAGAUAAGGGACCAUUCACUCCGCUCAAUCAAGCAGCCCAAGCCCUCAAGAACAAGGGCGUGACCGUGAUUGCUAUGGGGAUUGGCGAUAAUGUGGAUGUGAACCAGCUGACGGCUGUGGCAAGCAGUGCUGAUGGCGUCUAUCAGUCAACAUCAUUCCGUGUUCUAAUAAACGACGUGGAGAACAUCGUUAAGCUCCUCUGCAAGCCAGACCCCUGCGAUGAUCACGUGUGCACCAAGCCGUACUCGGUGUGUAAGGUGAAGGAUGAGAAGCCCGUUUGUGAAUGUCCAUCGCGCUGCCUGCCUGACAAGGAACCUGUUUGUGGAGCGGACGGCAAAACAUACCGAAACCUUUGUGAGAUCCGCAAGGCGUCUUGCGAAGCUGGCACCGAGAUAACCGUCGCAAACAAAGGAGUCUGCGAAUGUAAGGCAGCUGUGGACGCAGCCUUCCUGAUCGACUCGUCUGGUAGCAUCGGCCGGCGUAACUGGGCCCGCAUGCUGAACUUCGUCACUAAGAUCAUCGACAAGUUCAAUGUAGGGCCCGCAGGCACGCACAUCGCCGUCGUCACAUACAGCACUGGCGCUACACUGGAGUUCGACUUCAGGUUCAACGGCAAAACCAUCAGCGCCGCUGAUUAUAAUAAAGUCGUACAGAGUUUCCGUUGGCAGAGAGGAUUCACGUUUAUUGACAAGGCCUUGGUGUUGGCUAACAACGAGAUCUUUACAAGCGCCGGCGGCAUGAGGCGCGACGUCCCCAAGGUCGCAUUCGUGAUAACUGACGGCCAGCAGACGCGUGAUAGGGGGGCAUUCAUGCCACUCCCUCAAGCCUCCGGGCUACUGAAGAGUAAGAACGUGCGCGUGUAUGCGAUGGGCAUCGGCACUGGCGUCAUUAGGGAAGAGUUAGAGUUAAUAGCUUCCAAUCCAAAGUACAUCAAGCAAGCGACAUCCUUCAGAGCACUGGAGCCAGAAAUAGAUGAUAUAGUCAGCGGUCUUUGUGAAGCCCGAAAGUAAAAUGAAGUUCAAGUCUUAGAGAGAACACCCUCUCGGAGGCGAGCUCGGCGCCCGGGACCCUGAGUGGAGUCACGUGACUUCAUAUUGCAAAUAUAGCCGAAAUUAUUUAGAAUAAGAGUGUCAGAUACCCAAGUCAAGGACAGCAGGAGUAGAUAAUUGACUGCAAUGUCUCCAUAACCAAAUAAUUGUUGGGCUUCAAACUGAAUCAUUAUACGUAUUUUAGAUAUAAUAUUCAUCAGCAGAAUAAGCCUGUCAGGGUCAAGAAUCAGAUUUCUUGAUUUCUUUUUAUUUAAGUGGAUCAAAAGUUGACGGGGAAGUUUGAAUAUUUUAUGCUGUUAGUUACAAGAAAACGCUUAGUAUCUUAGAAUAAAACUGAUCAUUUCUCCA